Coregonus sp. 'balchen' is the source of this 49240-nucleotide messenger RNA. Lineage: Eukaryota; Metazoa; Chordata; Actinopteri; Salmoniformes; Salmonidae. The record is from the annotation of a GenBank genome assembly.
GUGGAUGGAGGCGUGUGUAGAGGAGGAGCUGCCCUCCACCACAGAUCUGGAAGAGAGUCUGAGGAACGGAGUCUACCUUGGAAAACUGGCCAAGUUCUUCGCCCCGAAGAUGGUGUCUGAGAAGAAGAUCUACGACAGGGACCAGGCCCGCUACAAGGUGACCUUUUUCCUCAUAUUGGAAAGAUCCGGUACCACGGGAUACUCCUAUCAAAUUAAUUGACACUUUUUCAGACUUAAUUUAACUAGGCUGCUAGGAUACUGAGUAAAACAGACCACAAAUCUGGGCGGCAGUGGGCGCUAUCUAAUUCCUAUUCUCAUCCCCACACAUCUUCUUUAUCUAAUUCCUCCCCUCCCCCUCUCCUCUCCCCCACACCCCAUCUAUAUCUAGUGCCUCCCCUCUCCCCCACACCUCUCAUCGAUCUAGUCCGUCUCCCCCACACCUCCCCUCUAUCUAGGUCCUCCCCACACCUCCUCUCCUCUCCCCCACACCCCCUCUCUGUCUAGUACCUCUCCCCCACACCCCACCUCUAUCGAGACCUCUCCUCUCCCUCUCUCCCCCUCACCUCUCUAUCUAGUUCCUCUCCUCUCCCCCACACCCCACCUCUAUCUAGUUCCUCUCCCCCAUUCCCCACCUCUAUCUAGUCCCUCUCCUCUCCCCCUCUCCUCUCUUCUCCCCCACGCCUCCUCCCCUCUCCCCUGCACCUCCAUGGCGUCAUAAAGGAAAUGUCUAAUCCCAGAUCCAACGCAGACAACCUCACUUCCUGUCAACCAUCUCCCAGGGGACAGAGAGAUGGCACCCCCGCUCCCCCAUGUUAAAAACAGCAGCUGUGCUGACACAACACACUCACUCAUACACUCUCCUUCAUCUUUCCAUGUGCACAUCUUUGCAUGCGUGCGAUUCCUACCAAAAACAUGCUGUUGCUGAUACACAACAGACUCAGUUGCUGGAAUCUAAUGUUUCUGAUUUGUCUGUUUGUCUCCAGCGCACAGGACUUCACUUCAGACACACAGACAACACAGUGCAAUGGCUACGGGCCAUGGAGUCUGUAGGGCUGCCUAAGGUAAGACUAACACACACACACACACACACACACACACACACACACACUGCCCAAGUCCCUCCUACCAGAGGCAUACAGUAUCAUAUACUUGUAGUAACUGGUGAUAUCACAAGGCUGAGUUGCCUGUUUUAUGGAUUUUACUAAGUCAAAUGACAGUGGACCAGGUAAAUUUAAAGCAUGCUGUUCUACUGCGUUCUUAUGGAUGCCUGAGACCAACCUAGAAGGGUGUGGCUGUGGUGGGUUUACUACUACUACUACUACUAACACUAAUAGUGUUAUUAUUAAUAAUGCAUAUGUUAUGUGUAGGGACAAAAUGUGUUCCAUCUGGAGCUGAUAUGGAGAAUGCUAACACCUUAUUGUCAAUCCAUGUGAUGGUAACACUGGAAUCGCUCAGAGAUACCUGUUUGAUGAUGAUCAGUCAAAGAAUUCCUCUGUUUUGGGGGAAGCAGUACACUUACCAAAGGAGAAUCUUUAGGAGUAGACAGACAACCAAUGAAUAUGAGACAUUGUUUAUUCAUUCGGUUAUUAUGGGCUCAUCUUGUCAUUAUUGAUGGAUUCAAAUGUUUGACUAUUUGUUUUAAUUCAAAAUAAUGAUUAGGGCAGGGGAAUAGGUUGCUUUACUGUUGUUCACCAGUACUUUUCCCUUUUGGGAAACACAUGGACAUCCACAGCAUUCAGCCAGGUAGGUGUACGUACAGUGAGACUGGAAGCACACACUGCAAAUACAAAGACAGGCAAGAAUUACAUCACCUAAAGGUGUGUGACAGUGGCCAGGAGGAUACAGAGGAAUAGUGCAGACUGCUACAGGUUGAAACUGAAACUGACAGUCUGAAAUAUGUAGCAUGCUCGCUGUGCAUCUUGGCUGCUGCACUAUGCAAGGUAUCAGAAGAUGUUAAUGAAAGACUCAUGACUAAUGACUCCUCUGGUUGCUACUUUCAGAUAUUCUAUCCUGAAACGACAGAUGUGUACAAUCGCAAAAACAUGCCCAAGGUGGUGUACUGCAUACACGCAUUAAGGUAAGAGGGGGAGCAUUCCAACACAAGGUGGGUUUUUUCUGUUUGACACUUUAUAUUUUGUAGGAGACCUACGUUUUUAGCUCUUCUGAUGUUUGAAGAGCCCUAAAAGCAUAUCAAUGUCUAAAUGGGACUUGAGGAUCAUUUUGAAAAAGUUAACAAUGUGUGAACCAAGAGAAGUGAAGAAGAAUGGAGGAAAAUGCUAAAAGAUAACCUGAAACUAGUAUUGUCUGUUUCAGUUUAUAGUUAAAACGUGCUAUUUUCAAGAUUCAUGAAACAAAGGGGUGGCAAUAUGUAGUCAUUUCCCAAGCUUGCCGUUGUUUUUGUGUGUUUGUAUGGAUAUCGUUUGCGCAUGCAAUGCUAGAUACACCCUCGGAACCGAUAGGUGACUUCCUGUAUGCAUUGAGUCAUUUCCUGCCAACAGACUGCUUCAAUCUGUAGGCUGCCUCGAGCAAUUUAGUGUCUCCUUUGACAAUGUUCUCUUGAGUCUACAAGAGACCGAAAUGAUGUCAUUCUCACAUAGUAUCAUCAGGCUCUAGAAGGAAAGCCAGAUGUUUAUAUUGGGAGCUGAGGGUGGUAGAAGGGCCUGUCUCUCACUCAGCUUUUUCAAUUAAUAGCCCUAUCUCCAUCUUUUGAUGUGAAGCCUAUUUUCUUAUGUGUGGACAGUGUUGACUCUGACUCCUAACUUGCAGUGAGAAGUGAAAUACCUGUAUUAUAUGAAAGAGGAACUUGAAUAGGUUUUUCUGAGAUCAUGUUCAGAGGGAUUUUACUUCACAACCUCAAGCGUUAGGCUUUCUGCUCUAUAUGCAUCACACACAUAUUACAUCCUAUAACGUUGUUAUGACAGGUUCACACAUUAUAGCCUAUAUAACGUUGUUAUGGCAGGUUCACACGUUAUAGCCUAUAUAACGUUGUUAUGGCAGGUUCACACAUUAUAGCCUAUAUAACGUUGUUAUGGCAGGUUCACACGUUAUAGCCUAUAUAACGUUGUUAUGGCAGGUUCACACGUUAUAGCCUAUAUAAUGUUGUUAUGGCAGGUUCACACAUUAUAGCCUAUAUAACGUUGUUAUGGCAGGUUCACACGUUAUAGCCUAUAUAACGUUGUUAUGGCAGGUUCACACGUUAUAGCCUAUAUAACGUUGUUAUGGCAGGUUCACACAUUAUAGCCUAUAUAACGUUGUUAUGGCAGGUUCACACGUUAUAGCCUAUAUAAUGUUGUUAUGGCAGGUUCACACGUUAUAGCCUAUAUAACGUUGUUAUGGCAGGUUCACACGUUAUAGCCUAUAUAACGUUGUUAUGGCAGGUUCACACGUUAUAGCCUAUAUAACGUUGUUAUGGCAGGUUCACACGUUAUAGCCUAUAUAACGUUGUUAUGACAGGUUCACACGUUAUAGCCUAUAUAAUGUUGUUAUGGCAGGUUCACACGUUAUAGCCUAUAUAACGUUGUUAUGGCAGGUUCACACGUUAUAGCCUAUAUAACGUUGUUAUGGCAGGUUCACACAUUAUAGCCUAUAUAACGUUGUUAUGGCAGGUUCACACAUUAUAGCCUAUAUAACGUUGUUAUGACAGGUUCACACGUUAUAGCCUAUAUAAUGUUGUUAUGGCAGGUUCACACGUUAUAGCCUAUAUAAUGUUGUUAUGGCAGGUUCACACAUUAUAGCCUAUAUAACGUUGUUAUGACAGGUUCACACGUUAUAGCCUAUACAGUGUCUUCAAAGUAUUCACACCCCUUGACCUUUUCAACAUUUUGUUGUUUUACAAAGGUGCGAUUAAAAUUGAUUUAAUUGUAUUUUUUGUCAACGAUUUACACUAAAUACUCUAGUGGCAAAGAAAAAUUCGAACAUUUGAUAAAAAUAUAUGGAAAAAAAACACUAUCUUGAUUACAUAAGUAUUCAACCCCCUCAGUCAAUACAUGUUAGACUGACCUUUGUCAGUGAUUACAGCUGUGAGUCUUUCUGGGUAAGUUUCUAAGAGCUUUGCACACCUGGAUUGUACAAUAUUUUUACAUUAUUCUUUAAAGAAUUCUUCAAACUCUGUCAAGUUGGUUGUUAAUCAUUGCUAGACAGCCAUUUUCAAGUCUUGCCAUCGAUUUUCAAGCCGAUUUAAGACAAAGCUGUAACUAGGCUACUCAGGAACAUUCAAUGUCGUCUUGGUAGGCAACUCCAGUGUAGAUUUGGCCUUGUGUUUUAGGUUAUUGUCCUGCUGAAAGGUGAAUUUGUCUCCCAGUGUCUGUUGGAAAGCAGACUGAACCAGGUUUUCCUCUAGGAUUUUGCCUGUACUUAGCUCUAUUCCAUUAAUUUUUAUCCUAAAAAGCUCCCUAGUCCUUGCCGAUGACAAGCAUACCCAUAACAUGAUGCAGCCACCACCAUGCUUGAAAAUAUGAAGAGUGGUACUCAGUGACGUGUUGGGUUGGAUUUGCCCAAAACGUAACGCUUUGUAUUCAGGACAUAAAGUUAAUUUCUUGUCUUUUUUUUGUGCAGUUUUACUUUAGUGCCUUAUUGCAAACAGGAUGCAUGUUUUGGAAUAUUUUUAUUCUGGACAGGCUUCCUUCUUUUCACUCUGUAAUUUAGGUUAGUAUUGUGGAGUAACUACAAUGUUGUUGAUCCAUCCUCAGUUUUCUCCUAUCACAGCCAUUCAACUCUGUAACUGUUUUAAAGUCACCAUUGGCCUCAUGGUGAAAUCCCUGGGCAGUUUCCUUCCUCUCCGGCAACGGAGUUAGGAAGGACACCUGUAUCUUUGUAGUGUAUCUGUAUAUUCAGUUUCUGCUUUUUUAAAUUUUAACUAUCUACUAAUAGGUGCCCUUCUUUUGCGAAGCAUUGGAAAACCUCCCUGGUCUUUGUGGUUGAAUCUGUGUCUGAAAUUCAUUGCUCGACUGAGGGUCUUUACAGAUAAUUGUAAAGUAUGUGUGGAGUACAAAGAUGAGGUAUUCAUUCAAAAAUCAUGUCAAAUACUAUUAUUGUACACAGAGUCCAUGCAACUUAUGUGAAUUGUUAAGCGCAUUUUUACAUCCUGAACUUAUUUAGGUUUGCCAUAGCAAAGGGGUUGAAUAUUGACUCAAGACAUUUCAGCUUUUCAUUUUUUAACAUUUCAAAAAACAUAACUCCACUUUGACAUUAUGGGGUGUUGUGUGUAGGCCAGUGACACACAAUCUCAAUUUAAUCCAUUUUAAAUUCAGGCUGUAACACAACAAAAUGUGGAAAAAGUCAAGGGGUGUGAACUUUCUGAAGGCACUGUAUAACGUUGUUAUGGCAGGUUCAUACAUUAUAGCCUAUAUAAUGUUGUUAUUACAGCUUCACACCUGUUACAGGCGUGGGUUGUCCUUGUUAUUGGUCACAUACACAUGUUUAGCAGAUGUUAUUGCGGGUGUAGCGAAAUGCUUUUGUUUCUAGCUCCAAAAGUGCAGUAAUAUCUAACAAGUAAUAUCUAACAAUUUCACAACAAUGCACACAAAUCUAAAGUAAAGGAAUGAAAUAUUUGGACGAGCAAUGUCGGAGCGGCAUAGACUAAAAUACAGUAGAAUAGAAAAUAAAACAGUAUAUACAUAUGAGAUGAGUAAUGCAGUAUGUAAACAUUAUUAGAGAGACUAGUGUUCCAUUAUUAAAGUGGCCAGUGAUUUCAACUCUAUGUAUAUAGGGCAGCAGCCUCUAACAUGCUAGUGAUGGCUAUUUAACAGUCUGAUGGCCUUGAGAUAAGCUGUUUUUGUCUCUCGGUCCCAGCUUUGAUGCACCUGUACUGACCUUGCCUUCUGGAUGAUAGCGGGGUGAACAGGCAGUGGUUCGGGUGGUUCUUGUCCUUGAUUAUCUUUUUGGCCUUCUUGUGACAUCGGGUGCUGUAGGUGUCCUGGAGGGCAGGUAGUUUGCCCCCGGUGAUGCGUUGGGCAGACCGCACCACCCUCUGGAGAGACCUGCGGUUGCGGGCGGUGCAGUUGCCGUACCAGGCAGUGAUACAGCCCGACAGGAUGCUCUCAAUUGUGCAUCUGGAAAGGUUUGUGAGGGUUUUAGGUGCCAAGCCAAAUUUCUUCAGCCUCCUGAGGUUGAAGAUGCGCUGUUGCCUUCUUCACCACACUGUCUGUGUGGGUGGACCAUUUCAGUUUGCCAGUAAUGUGUACGCAGAGGAACUUGAAGCUUUCCACCUUCUCCACUGCUGUCCCGUCGAUGUGGAUAGGUGGUUGCUCCCUUUGCUGUUUCCUGAAGUCCACGAUUAGCUCCUUUGUUUUGUUGACGUUGAGUGAGAGGUUAUUUUUCUGGCACCACACUCCUUAGAUUAUUAUUCUAAGAGGCAUAACUAUUAACUUUAUUCAUGGCUGAAAGUGUGUUAACGGUUGUAGAAAACCCCAUCAGUCACACUCACACAGCCCUCUCUAACUCCCGCUCUUUUUUCAAAGGUCAUGAUUGAUUCAUGUCCUGAUUAUGCACUGUGCUAUCAUAAACAUCCCACAGGUUUGACAGAGGGCCAAGGUCCAGCAACAUACUGUAACGGCUCUCUGUCCAAUGCUUUUGAACACUGAAUAACUGAUAUAACUGCAUAAUGUAGUAGACACACCGCUGUUAACAUCUUUAGAAAAUAAACAGCCUUCCCAACCUUUUUCAGUUACUGUACCACCAAGUACAUUUUGCUCUGCCCGGAGUUACCUGAUGUGCAUUUGACCAGUAAGCCUAUGGUCUCAUGAGUAAUCUCAAGUAUCCCCUGUGGAUAGGCCAAGUACCCCCAGGGGUCGAAGUACUCCUGGUUGGUAAACACUGGCCUAUAAGACAGGCCAGCCUAUAUUGAGGUUGCAUCCCAAAUGGCACCCUUUCCCUAUUUAGUGCACUACUUUUGACCAGGGCCCAUAGGACACAGUCAGUCUCCAGUCUCACCUCAAAGCUGCUGUCAUAGCAUGGUAGUGGUGGUGCUAGUAGAAGUAACAGCUCUGUAGUGACACUUUGUCAUUGUGUGAAGUCAAUGGUGUCACUAUUAGUGGGUGGUUUUUUACUGACUGGUUUCAUUGACUGUCAUGUAUACAGUACACGUACACUGUCAUGUAUACAGAGAGGAGUCGUUUGUAAUGUAUACAGUGCUUGACUUGGACUGAAAUAGGUGCUGGUAUCAUUUUGGGUGUCGUUACUGUUUAGGUGCAGGAACUCCACAAUACUUUUAGCCAAUAUUUUAUGAAGUGCACAAACUCAAGCAGUAGAACAUUUACGGUGCCGCUAUUCAGUUCCGCUGAGCUCCUGCCCAAGUCAAGCACUGCUCGUAUAUCCAUCUGAAUGUGGAAGAAAAUUGGAGUGAAUACGUUAGCUAGUUGGCUUGUUUUUUCUCUUUGAGCUGUUUGGUCAGGGCCCAUGAGGGCAGGCUUCCUUCCCUGCCUGUGUGCACACACACGUGCUCUUCCUUCCUGGCAGGCUGGUCUAACCCCCAUUGGGAGCCAGGGCAGGGAAUAAACUCUAGCUCUGAGGAGAAGUAGACACACUGGGCUAGUGGGCCUUUGUUGAGAAUUCAGUACAGUGGAAAAAUAGAAAGGCAACACAAUAGAAUGGAAACGACAUAAUAAACCUUUGGCCUUCCCUCUGUCUUAGCAGACUCUAAACCCCUCAGGAAGACACCCGUACCCCUGUAGCCCAAUCUAUCAUUCAUGCCCACUUAUCAGGAACCUGCGGGCAGAUGAAAGUUUAAUGCAGUUUCCAGCCACCUGUUUGUUUCACUGGAACUGACUCAGUACAGUCAGUGCAGUUGGCGUGUCAGGAUUCUGACUGCUGCUUUCUCUGAGCACACAUUUCCCCCCUGUGGGGAAAAGGGUGCAUUGCAGUUUAUUGGGCCGACUCUCCUAGCUCAAUCUAGAGCAGAUGGAUGUUUCAAGUUCCCCUUGGGACGCAUCCUUCCUUCCUCACUUCAAGUCGUCACUUAUCAGACUGACAUGCUUUCAUAGGUGAAAGCAAUAUGGUGGAUCCCUUGCUGACCCAAGGACAAGAGGAAGGAAAGAUGCAUUUCUAAAGUAUUCAAGCUCGGGAAAAGUGUGGAUAGAUGCAUAUGUAUAGAUGCAGAUGUUAGUAAAUUAUGUUUCCCCAGCCUCUGAGUUGUUGAAUAAACAUAGCCACAUCUUAUCCACCACUUUAGUACGCUUUCUUCCUAACCAUUCAAUCUAGGUUAAAGUUCUGAGAGCUUCAUACCUUUCCAUCCCUCGACCCCAGGGAGUUAUUCUCCAGGAUAUUUGACGCAAAACCUGACUAGAAGUAGCUCUGUAACAUAACCUUGUAUUUUAUUCCAGCUUAUACCUGUACAAACUGGGCAUUGCACCACAGAUCCAGGACCUGCUGGGGAAAGUGGCCUUCACAGGUAAGAAAGACCAGGCUACAGUAGCAUUUUACCGUAGCGUUUUACCAGGAUAUACUAGUGUUUUACAAGGCUACAGUAGCAUUUGAUCCACCAGCUCUUCUAUUCCAGCAUGAUAAUUAGAGAUCUCAUAAGAGUCAUAGCUUGAGUUCACCCUGUACUUUAAAUCAACACAUAGUGUUCUUCUCUAUCUGGCACCAGCCAGGUUUUGAUUGAAUGCUGGGUGCUUGAACCCAUAGGAACAAUUGCUGUAGGAACUUGCAAGUAAGCAUUUCGUUGGACAGUGUAUACCAUGUGUAUCCCGUACAUACAACUAAUACAACUUGAAACUAGUGUGUAGUGGUUCUACAGUAUAAUGAGCUUCCUGCUCCAGAAUGAACACUAACAUACAUCGUUGUAGUGAAGGAGGAACUGCUGUAGUAAUUACUACCUCUCUUUGAAACUUAAGGAAAACAUGAAGACUUGCUUGCGGAAGUGUGUGUGAUUAGAGCCUCCCGGGGGGUGGUAAUGACAGAUAAUUGGUGCUCUUGUUUGGCUUUGAUUGAAACAGAAUGUCAUCACUCGCACCUAGCUGCGUGUUCAAUUCGAUAAGCACUGUGGAGAUCAGUAUGAUAUACUGUGGUUGAUAUGAGUGAAGUGGGAAGGACCAACCACAUGUCUUAUCUGGAUGAAUAUCUGCAACAUAACACUUACUCAUAAUAAACCACUUUAACCUUUAUCGAUUGCUAUCACUGACUGAAGUAAUUCACUUCAACGCCAUAAAAAAUAAAGUGCACAUUUCACCGACGAGGAUUAAAACAAUACCGGGUGUAUGUGUAUACAGAGAAGGAGAGAUACACUGAGUGUACAAAACAUUAGGAACACCUUCCUAAUAUUGAGUUGCACCCCGUUUUGCCCUCAGAACAGUCUCAAUUCGUCAGGGCAUAGACUCUACGAGGUGUCGAAAGCUUUCCACUGGGAUUCUGGCCCAUGUUGACUCCAAUGCUUCCCAUAGUUGUCAAGUUGGCUGGAUGUCCUUUGGGUGGUGAACCAUUCUUGAUACACACAGGAAACUGUUAAGCGUGAAAAACCCAGCAGCGUUGCAGUUCUUGACACUCAAACCUGUGCACCUGGCACCUACUACCAUACCCCGUUCAAAGGCACUUAAUUAUUUUGUCUUGCCCAUUCCCCUCUGAAUGGCACACAUACACAAUCCAUGUCUCAAUUAUCUCUAGGCUUAAAAAUCCUUCUUUAACCUGUCUCCUCCCCUUAAUCUGUACUGAUUGAAGUGGAUUUAACAGGUGACAUCAAUAAGGGAUCAUAGCUUUCACCUGGUCAGUCUAUGUCAUGGAAAGAGCAGCUGUUCCUAAUGUUUUGUACACUCAGUGUAUGUUAUAUGAAAAGGUGGACAAUAUCAAAGCACUGUAGGCUAAUAUGACUGAGAUGCAUAUGCCAGUCAUGCAAGCAUAAGUCAUGUAUUGACGACAAUCCAUACUGUGAAUACCAGCUUGCUAAAACAACUUAUUGUUUUGCAAUUUUUCCAAAGCAUCUAUAAGUUGCCAGUGAAUAAGCAGGUCCCUCUCCUAGGGGUGUCGAGGUUUCCUGCUGUGCCAGUGUGCUUGUAAUGUGUUCCUGUCUGUCCCACAGAGGAGGAGAUCAGUAACAUGCGGAGUGAGCUGGAGAAGUACGGCAUCCAGAUGCCAACCUUCAGCAAGAUAGGAGGCAUCCUGGCCAACGAGCUCUCGGUGGACGAGGCAACCUGUGAGUAGUACAGUACACUGUUCCAUCCACUGGAUGAACUCUGUCUUCUAUCCUGAUCCUGGAGAGACCCAUAGGGUGUGCAGGGUUUGGCUCCAGCCCAGCACUAAAACACCAGAUUCAACUAAUCCAGCCAUUGAUGAUUAGCAGAUUAGUUGAAUCAGGUGUGUUAGUGCUGGGCUAUAACAAAAGUCUGGCCUCUCAUAGAUAGACAGACAGACAGACAGACAUGUUUACUGCUGAGUGGUACUCAUUCUUGCUGGUGUCCCUCCCAAGUGCACGCUGCUGUGUUUGCCAUCAAUGAGGCGGUGGAUAAGGGUGAGGCGGCUGUGACCAUGGGGUCAUUGAGGAACCCCAACGCUAUGCUGAGGAACACUGGGGAAGAGCUGGCCCAGGACUACCAGGACACUCUGAGCCGGGCCAAGGCCAGCAAGGAGCUCCAGGCCUCAGGCAGGGUGAGGAACUCCCAGACCCUCCCUGAUGUUGCUCUUUCCACUGAAAUGGCAUCCUAUUCCCUUUUGUAGAGCACUGCUUUUGACCAGAGACCUAUGGGUCCUGAGUCCGGGUAGAAGUUUCAAAACUGACCUUGGAUCAGCAACUUGAUCCUGUUCUGAACCUAAAGAGGUAUUGAGAGUUAGUAGCAUACUGUAGGAGUCUUGUCUGCAGUGAAUACCACCUGAAACACUCAGCAGCCCUUGCCAUGACAUUCCAGUGGCUGCAGCAUAAGCUGAACUCUCACUACAACACUAGUCUUCCCACACCAACUAGCAUCUCUCCUCCCAUACUCCUCACUAACUCUGUGUAAAUAUGACCCGCUGUGUUAAAUUACAAAUUAUUUCAGCAAAGUCAUGAUCUUAAAUCUAAAGUUAAUAUGAUGGCCAGAUUGUCAACAAUUUGAGCAUGACAGUGUGUUUAGUUUCAAUCACAGGUGGCCGGUGGCACCUUCAUUGGGGAGGACGGGCUCAUAGUAAUGACUGGAAUGGAAUCCAUGGAAUUGUAUCAAACACAUCAAAGACAUGGUUUCCAUGUGUUUGAUACCAUUCACUCCAUUCCAGUCAUUAUUAUGAGCUGUUCUCCCCUCAGCAGCCUCCUGUGGUUUCAGUAUGCACAAAAUGUAAAAACCUUGAGAAUGUAUGUUUAUAGUCCAUCUAACACAAUGCUUUUUCUCUUGUCUCCCUGCUCAGUGCUCGUCCAUAGCCACAGAGGAGAGAGAUGUUUAUGAGGAGCUGCUGACCCAGCAGGAGAUCCAGAGCUGCGUCGACCUUGUUAACAGUAACUACGGUCCCUGUCUUAUGACCUCAAUAAGUUGUGUUCUGAACAUCUAGGAUAGGCCUUCAGGAUGUGACUGGUAGAUCUUCUACCUUUUCCACAGCCAGUUUGAAAUCUCAUGUCAAAAAAGGUUGGGCACCCCUUGUCUAAAGGUAGUGGCUGAGGGUUGAUUUAUUUGGGAUGUGUCCCGUGUCUGUCUCCAUCCAACCCCUGGUCCCUCCUGUCUGUCUCUCCAGCCCAGGGAGCGGUGCAGCAGGUGAACCAGGCCAUCUCUGCCCAGGACGAGGCUGCUCUGCUAGUUGGGCUCAAGGUGCUGGCCCUGGGGCUGCUGGGGGUCCAGGAGGCCAACUCUCACUGGUACCUGGAGCACUUCACCUCCUACUGCCAAGUCAAGUCUCGGGUCAGUAAGGCCAGUGGUCAAAUGGUGGAAGCACGUCUAGUAGAGUGGCGCAGUGGUCUAAGGCACUGCAUCGCCGUGCUAGCUGUGCCACUAGAGAUCCUGGUUCGAGUCCAGGCUCUGUCGCAGCCGGCCGCGACCGGGAGACCCAUGGGCGGCGCACAAUUGGUCCAGCGUCGUCCAAGGUAGGGGAGGGUUUGGCCGGCAGGGAUGUGGGUUUGUUUCCCACGGGGGGCCAGUAUGGGGAAAAAAAACAAAAAAAAACAUGUAUGCAUUCACUAACUGUAAGUCGCUCUGGAUAAGAGCGUCUGCUAAAUGACUAAAAUGUAAAUGUAAAAUGUAGUAGGUUGGCUAUGGCUGUGGGCUUACACUAGUUCAUUUAGCAGACAAGAUUUGCUUAGAAUUCCAUGGCAUUAUUUUAUAUUAUUUUAUAGUAUGAAGAAUACAAUUGAACAUAGCUGAAUAAAAGAGAAAAGGAUGUUUUCUCCAAACGGUUUCUGAGGGAGUGCGUACAUGCGGCAAUUCUGUGUUGAGCGGUUAACAAAAAACAGGUCCUCCUAUAUGCUUAAUUUAGAGUUAUUUAUACAACUUUAGUUGUGAUACAAACAUUGGGCUAUAUGUUUUGAUUUUUAAUACAUUCUAAGGCUGCAUGAUGCAACUCUAAUGAUGAUUUGAAAAAAGUAGCAUGAAAGGCAUGAGCUCUGCUUUGUUUCUUGCGCAGGCUGCACACACUUCAUCUAUCAUUCACAAUUUGACAAGCACUUGAUAAUGGCUAGAAUUUUCCGGUGACAUCCCUCUUGUUUGGCCGUAAUGCCCCCUAGAAAAUCCAUGCCUUUUGCGGCCAGUGGCCGCUGUGCCCUUGGCCUGAAUAUAAUCAUUAUGAUUCCCUUCUCCCGGCUGCGUGCUCCGAAGCACCUCUCACUCAUAUGGCUCUCUCAGAUAUCUCAAUUCUUAUUAGCCAAUGCCCGUCACGUGAUCGGUUCCUUCUCACAGGCAUCUCAGCUCCGAAGUAGGCUACAAGUGAAGACCGACACAUCGGGGACAGUUGUGGGAUGCGAUAGAUCCCAAAUUAAUACAACCACUCGCAUCAAAAAACCUUUUAAAAGCAUUUACAUUUUACAUUUUUAAUCAUUUCGCAGACGCUCUUAUCCAGAGCGACUUACAGUUAGUUAGCAUUGAGGCUGAUCAGAACGUUGAGCUUAAAAUGUUGAUAAACUAUUCGGCUAUUUCUUCACAUUAUAAGUGCAGCAAUGCGCACACGGCAGUAGGCUAUAAGCGCAAAUGUUCUAAAAUGCAAUCAAUUAGUGGGAAAAUACCAUUCUCAUAAGGGACUGUAAAUGCGAUUAUGCUUGUAAUGCUUUAUUAUAAAGGUUAAUUUUUAUGGGGAAAAUUAUCUUCCCCAAACUUGAAACUCACGCCCCGCUUAUGUAUGCCAGUUAGACUCUACACCGGUUGUAAAGCAGAUUAAUGUGCUUAAUUUUAAGAAGUUAUUUGUCUACUUUCGUUGUGAUACAACCCUUAUCAAAACAUAUAGGCCUAUGGACUAGGCUACAUGAGGUGUAAAAAAAAAAGUAUUUUGAAAAAGUCGCAAAAAAAUGCAUGCGCUGUUACUGACCUUACUGCACACAAGCUGGGCAUCAUUCACAAGUGGUAGCCUAUCACUUGGAAUGAUAUAUUAGUAUUGUCACCCAUCAGACUAUUCUUGAUUUAAUCUUGUCUUUACAUAUAUUAUCUAGAAUAUGUGUGAAAUUAGUUUUGAUUUUGAAUGGACUAUAAUCAUGCACCUGUCUCGGAACAGGGGCAGGGAAAAAAAUACAUGUAAUCUAUGCACUUAAAUAGUGAAUGGAGGACGCUUUUCCCCAUGGUUCAUUUUCAUACCAGUAAGGUAGGCUAUACUCCUGUUGUAAAGCGAAGCAAUGUGCUUAAUAUUAGGAAAGUUGAAAAAUAAAUAUAGUAGGCCUAGCCUAUAGAAAGCUGAUCCUCCUCUUUUAAAUAGUGGCCAUCAAAACUCUGUUUUCUCACGCAAUUGCAUAGCCUAUAGAAAUGUUGCGCAACAUGACCUCAUGGGCUCUCAUGAAGUGUUUGAUUUGAUUUUCGAUUACAUUUGCAUUGAUGUCAGAGUGAUUAGAGGGACAAUAGAGUGCUGAGUACCAGGCAGUUAGCAAGUUUGGUAGGCUACUAAUGACCAUCAUCAGCCUGAGCUUGGAGAAGCCUAGUUAUCGUGACUAAACGGACAUGUGGAAUUUGACUACAUCAUGGCUCGUGACCGCUGGUGUGGCGGUAAUACGGUCACCGUAACAGCCCUAGUAGGGGAGAUGAGGUAUCUCAUAAAAUAAAUGAGAAUGCCUAUACACUGUGUUUUUGCCUUUAAGAGCGUAAGAUGGCGGUCUUAAUUCAUUGCUUCAAGUUGCAUUAGUGUUACAGAACCCAGAUUUUUUCUAUUGAGUUGAACUUGUCACCCAAACACUUUCUCCGUGGACCUCAGGACACUGGAGGUGCAGUGAUGCUGGAGAGGGAGGAGAUUCAGAGGGUGGUCAUAUCCUGUAACGACUUUGCUGAGGCAGAGAAACUAAGUAAGCACCCCUCACCAUCCAUCACUCUCCUUUUGUAAUAUUCCCCAGUGUUUCUAGGUUCAGUGUUUGAUAUUUUUGCUACGCAGAACUGGAGGCCAUUACAGCGAUCAACUCGGCCAUUCGUCAUGGUGUAGCAGCAGAGACUAUAGAGGAGCUGAUGAACCCAGAGGCCCAGCUCCCCAUAGUCUACCAUACCGCUGCCAACCUCUACCAGACCGAACUGUUCAGCCUGCAGUUACAGGGGGCAAAGGUGCCACACACACACAUUACACUUUCCUUAUUUUAAGAUACAAUAUAAUGUUGUACAGUUGUGAGUGGGUGCUGGUUGUCAGACCAAAGUAGUGCAAGUUUCCCCUAGCUAGGUUGGCCAGUGGGCAGACAGUUGUGUGUGUCUGGUUGUAUGUCCAGUAUAUGAUCACUAAUCUCUGUCUGGUUGUAUCUAACAGGCAGGCCUGGGGCAUGAGGAGCUGUCUGUUGCGGUGGAGAUGCUGUCUGCGGUGGCCGUGCUUAACGAGGUCCUGGACACCAAGGACCCCCAGGCUGUCACUGAGCAGCUGACUGACUCCCCUCUGGGCUUCAGCAACAUGGACCACGACAACCUGCACAGGUAGCUAAAACCACAACCUGCACAGGUAGCUAAAACCACAACCUGCACAGGUAGCUAAAACCACAACCUGCACAGGUAGCUAAAACCACUACCUGCACAGGUAGCUAAAACCACUACCUGCACAGGUAGCUAAAACCAUUACCUGCACAGGUAGCUAAAACCACUACCUGCACAGGUAGCUUUAAACCUCAACCUGCACAGGUAGCUAACACCACAACCUGCACAGGUAGCUAACACCACAACUAUCUGUCAUAUCACAGGUAACCCCACAACCAUCUACCCUUUUGUCCCUCUAGUGGAAACUCUCUCCACAGCUCACCACAGUUGCACACAGAUAACACCUAGAACUGUCUUUCUGCCUGAUGUGUAACCUCCCCUGGCCUUCCCCCUCUCUCCUCUCCCUUUCUCCUCUCCCCCUUUCCCCUCCCCCCUCUCGCUCUCUCCUCUUCCCUCUCUUCCUCUUUUCCCUUCUUCCUCUCUCCCCCUCUCCCCCUGUCUCUCAGGUACGCAGACACUCUGAUCAGCCUCAGAGCCGACAGUCUGUCCCGCUGGCUGGAGUUCCUCACCUGGAAUGAUGUUCAGAAGACUAUCGACACGGUCAACCUGCAGGUGCACGAGGAACACGAGCGUAGGUCACAACCUCUAACUGUUUCAACACUGGGUGCAUCCCAAAUCCAAACCUAUUCCCUAUUUAGUGCACUAUUUUGACCAGGGCCCAUAGGGGAUAGGGUGCCAAGUCCAACCAUUUCUCUAAGGCGGGUAGAAUAGUCUGCAGUCUCGAAUAAAUAAAUCCACACACUCUAAAUCUGAAAUGUACAUGAUGAAGUAGUACUGAGUUCAGUGUCAUUAGUAUUGUUCACCUGCUGCUCCCCUGACUGUCGGUGUCACUAUAUGUGCUGUCUGUCUCAUCCCCCCUCUAGGUAUUAUUGCUAUAUCUGAGAUCAACGAGGCACUGAGCUCUGGUGACCCUAACCAGACCCUCUCUGCCCUGCUCCUGCCCACGGCCAAACUGCAGGGAGUCAACCCAGCCACAGCCAAACACUACCACGACGUCCUGCAGAACACCAAGCUACUCAUCUGCAAGGUAUUGUACUGCCAGCCAUUAUGAGAGCAUAUAUACACUGAGUGUACAAAACAUGGAUUGUGUAUGUGUGCCACUCAGAGGGUGAAUGGGCAAGACAAAAUAUUUAAGUGCCUUUGAAUGGGGAAUGAUAGUAGGUGCCAGGCUCACCGGUUUAUGUGUCAAGAACUGCAAUGCUGCUGGGUUUUUCAAGCUCAACAGUUUUCCGUGUAUCAAGAAUGGUCCAUCACCCAAAUGACAUCCAACCAACUUGACACAACUGUGGAAAGAAUUGGAGUCAACAUGGGCCAGCAUUCCUCUGGAACACUUUCGACACCUUGUAGAAUCCAUGCCCUGAUGAACUGAGGCUGUUCUGAUGGUAAAAGAGGGUGCAACUCAAUAUUAGGAAGGUGUUCCUAAUGUUUUGUACACUCAGUCUAUAUUCCCUCAAGAGCAGAGAAGCCUUCAUCUUCAUACAUUUCAUGGACAGAGUGCUACUCAAGAGGCUUGGGAUCACAGCUGUUGAUCAGAUCUUACAGAUCUAGGUAGCCCUAUUCGCUAUAUAGUGCAUUACUUUUGACCAGCGCCCAGUGCUCUGGUCAAAAGUAGUGCACUAUAUAGGGAAUAUGGUGCCAUUUGGGACGCACACUAGAUCUGUAACCUAGACUUAAUAAGCGGGAGGGAGAGUGCCUGAGACAUGAAUGAGAUGGUCAGUGAUUAAUGGGAGCAUGCUGAAACAGGUCUGUCUGGAGCACAGGUAUGAACCUGCCCUCACCUUUAUCUAAACCCUGCUCCUUCUAUGUGAAGUCUACAUCUAUCAAUGUGGAAAAUGUUUAAUACUCAGUAAAAUGGGAAUUAACUAACAAAUGAAUGUAUGGGAAUAGGCCUACAUGAAUACACUUCAUUUGUAUUGGAAGGGUGUUAUUUACAAGUUGGCAUUGUGAACAAGACAUAACAGUACAUGAAGGUAAUCAUGUCCUUUUUGGCUCCAACACUGUCUGGUUUCUGAACAUCCUCUGGGAUAAUUGUUUUUGUCAUCACUGUUGACGUCAGCUGGCUUUUCAGGACAUCCUUGCUGAUAAAGUACACACAUUAAACCAUCAAUACUAGAAUGGACAUGAACCUUCUAUGAAGGUAUAAAUGGUCAGCCAUUUUGGUAAGCCAUCGGUCAGCCAGUGCUGUGAUAAGAUAUUGUGUAUGAUUUUCAAGUUUAUCUGCACAGUAUGUUUGUUAGCUAGCUAGCCAGACAUUUUAAGUGUAAUGAUUCUUUGCCAACAUUCCAUACAAACAAUGCAGUCAAUCCACAGCCAUACACUGGCUGAAAUCAGUUGAUGAUAGGACUUAGACAAGUUGUUAAUGCAACAAGUACUGUAUCAUAUUAUAACACUUUCCAAGAAAGAAAAAAACUGUUUACAUAGAUUUUAGAGGCUAUUUAUACAGAAAAUAGGUAUAAAACCUGUGGAAACUGUUUACGAUUAUAUGAAAAUAUUUUAGAUUGACAAUUCUAUUACACAAUUUCUGAUAACAUGUGCCUGACUUUUUUCCCCCUGUAUAAGUAAAAGCAGAAAAUGUGUAACCUAUGCCUGUACUGUACAGAAUGGGUGGCAAGAAAUAAGUUAUUCCCAAAUAUUUCAAAAACUAAAAGCAUUGUAUUUGGGACAAAUCAUUCACUAAACCCUAAACCUCUCCUGAGUGGCGCAGUGGUCUAAGGCACUGCAUCGCAGUGCUAACUGUGCCACUAGAGAUCCUGGUUAGAAUCCAGGCUCUGUCGCAGCAGGCCGCGACCGGGAGACUCAUGGGCGGCGCACAAUUGGCCCAGCGUCGUCCAGGGUAGGGGAGGGAAUGGCCGGCAGGGAUGUAGCUCAGUUGAUAGAGGAUUGCGUUUGCAACGCCAGGGUUGUGGGUUCGAUUCCCAUGGGGGGCCAGUAUAAAAAAAUAAUGAAAAAAAAUAAAAUAAAAAAUUGUAUUCACUAACUGUAAGUCGCUCUGGAUAAGAGCGUCUGCUAAAUGUAAAAUGUAACUAAAUCUUGUAAUGAAUAAUGUGGAAAUGUACAGUGGGGAAAAAAAGUAUUUAGUCAGCCACCAAUUGUGCAAGUUCUCCCACUUAAAAAGAUGAGAGAGGCCUGUAAUUUUCAUCAUAGGUACACGUCAACUAUGACAGACAAAUUGAGAGAAAAAAAUCCAGAAAACACAUUUAUUUGCAAAUUAUGGUGGAAAAUAAGUAUUUGGUCACCUACAAACAAGCAAGAUUUCUGGCUCUCACAGACCUGUAACUUCUUCUUUAAGAGGCUCCUCUGUCCUCCACUCGUUACCUGUAUUAAUGGCACCUGUUUGAACUUAUCAGUAUAAAAGACACCUGUCCACAACCUCAAACAGUCACACUCCAAACUCCACUAUGGCCAAGACCAAAGAGCUGUCAAAGGACACCAGAAACAAAAUUGUAGACCUGCACCAGGCUGGGAAGACUGAAUCUGCAAUAGGUAAGCAGCUUGGUUUGAAGAAAUCAACUGUGGGAGCAAUUAUUAGGAAAUGGAAGACAUACAAGAUCACUGAUAAUCUCCCUCGAUCUGGGGCUCCACGCAAGAUCGCACCCCGUGGGGUCAAAAUGAUCACAAGAACGGUGAGCAAAAAUCCCAGAACCAGACGGGGGGACCUUGUGAAUGACCUGCAGAGAGCUGGGACCAAAGUAACAAAGCCUACCAUCAGUAACACACUACGCCGCCAGGGACUCAAAUCCUGCAGUGCUAGACGUGUCCCCCUGCUUAAGCCAGUACAUGUCCAGGCCCGUCUGAAGUUUGCUAGAGUGCAUUUGGAUGAUCCAGAAGAGGAUUGGGAGAAUGUCAUAUGGUCAGAUGAAACCAAAAUAGAACUUUUUGGUAAAAACUCAACUCGUUGUGUUUGGAGGACAAAGAAUGCUGAGUUGCAUCCAAAGAAUACCAUACCUACUGUGAAGCAUGGGGGUGGAAACAUCAUGCUUUGGGGCUGUUUUUCUGCAAAGGGACCAGGACGACUGAUCCGUGUAAAGGAAAGAAUGAAUGGGGCCAUGUAUCGUGAGAUUUUGAGUGAAAACCUCCUUCCAUCAGCAAGGGCAUUGAAGAUGAAACGUGGCUGGGUCUUUCAGCAUGACAAUGAUCCCAAACACACCGCCCGGGCAACGAAGGAGUGGCUUCGUAAGAAGCAUUUCAAGGUCCUGGAGUGGCCUAGCCAGUCUCCAGAUCUCAACCCCAUAGAAAAUCUUUGGAGGGAGUUGAAAGUCUGUGUUGCCCAGCGACAGCCCCAAAACAUCACUGCUCUAGAGGAGAUCUGCAUGGAGGAAUGGGCCAAAAUACCAGCAACAGUGUGUGAAAACCUUGUGAAGACUUACAGAAAACGUUUGACCUGUGUCAUUGCCAACAAAGGGUAUAUAACAAAUUAUUGAGAAACUUUUGUUAUUGACCAAAUACUUAUUUUCCACCAUAAUUUGCAAAUAAAUUCAUUAAAAAUCCUACAAUGUGAUUUUCUGGAUUUCUUUUUAAGUGGGAGAACUUGCACAAUUGGUGGCUGACUAAAUACUUUUUUUCCCCACUGUAUAUGCAAUAUCUAAAUCUGGCUUCUCUACAGCCUGUGCAUGAUGAAUCAACGCUCAGGGUGGGGACAGACCCAUCUCAGUAUGGAGCGCAGUUCACAAUGCAUGUAGACCUAUCAUCUCAGUAUGGGAACUUUUUUUCUUGUGACAUGUAGGCCUACAUUUGCUGCAGCAUAACCUAUGCUACAGUAAUAUAAAGACAGAAUGCCCCUCUAAUUUACCCAUCUCCAUCUGGCUUUCGGGGGUCACCUUGUUUUUUAAUUGUAAAGAUUAUUUGAUUUUUAUUGCAGCUGCAGAGUUUUAAAACAGCCUAUCACUUGAAUAUUGUUGCUUUAAAUCGGUGCACGCAAGAGCAUUCUUUCUCUCUCUCCAUCAACUCCAUUUAAAUGUAAUCCAAAAUAGAUGAUCCUGUUCUAGAUUGAUAUAUAGCCCUAUAUAUAUGUCCUAGCCUACCUCUUUCAGGUAAUACAUUCAAUGCAGUUUUAGCCUUAUAUUUAGCCUAUUAAGGAUGGAUUAUGCAUAAUAAGCUUCUAAUUUAUAGCCUCUGUCUCUUGCGCAAUACGCAAGCACCUGUGCUCCGCUGGCCUCUCCUUAAAAAAACGCUCCUUAGCUCAUGGAUUCCCAUGCAGGAAAAGCUAGACUAGAAUAGCUUGCUGGACAUUAUUAAAUUUUUUGCAUUUCUUAUACCAAUAGACUAUUCGAAGAGGGACGCAAGCUCUUUUUUGCUGAAUGUUAAAUACAGCAGCCAAUAAAACUCACGGGUAGUUUGAAAGAAGAGCGAACGCAUGAUGGCGGUAGGCUAUAGCAGUUAUUUAACCAUUCAAUCUUCGUGAAGAGAAGUGAAAUCCUUUUGCAUUUAACUCUAGUUCUAUAUUAUUCAAGGAUGUCAUUAGAAUGAUGAAGAUAAGGACAACAAAACUUUAUUUCAUUUAACUGUUGAAAGUGAGGAAGGAAUGAAGCAACAAUAGAGAGCGAAAGAGCACGUAGGCUAAUAACAUUAGGGGAAAUAUUAUGAAAGGUAUACACUACCGUUCAAAAGUUUGGGGUCACUUAGAAAUGUCCUUGUUUUUGAAAGAAAAGCAAUUUUUUUGUCCAUUUAAAAUAACAUCAAAUUGAUCAGAAAUAAAGUGUAGACAUUGUUAAUGUUGUAAAUGGCUAUUGUAGCUGGAAACGGCUGAUUAAAAAAAAAAAAAAAAGGAAUAUCUACAUAGGCGUACAGAGGCCCAUUAUCAGCAACCAACAGUCCUGUGUUCCAACGGCACGUUGUGUUUGCUAAUCCAAGUUUAUCAUUUUAAAAGGCUAAUUGAUCAUUAGAAAACCCUUUUGCAAUUAUGUAGGCAAAGUCAUAUCUCAGACUGCCCAUCUUAAUCUUUUAUUUUUAUUGGCCAGUCUGAGUUAUGGCUUUGUCUUUGCAACUCUGCCUAAAAGGUCAGCAUCCCGGAGUCGCCUCUUCACUGUUGACGUUGAGACUGGUGUUUUGCGGGUACUAUUUAAUGAAGCUGCCAGUUGAGGACCUGUGAGGCGCCUGUUUCUCAAACUAGACAUUCUAAUGUAUUUGUCCUCUUGCUCAGUUGUGCACCGGGGCCUCCCACUCCUCUUUCUAUUCUGGUUAGAGACAGUUUGUGCUGUUCUGUGAAGGGAGUAGUACACAGCGUUGUAUGAGAUCUUCAGUUUCUUGGCAAUUUCUCGCAUAGAAUAGCCUUCAUUUCUCAGAACAAGAAUAGACUGAUGAGUUUCAGAAAAAAGUUUUGUUUCUGCCCAUUUUGAGCCUGUAAUCGAACCCACAAUUGCUGAUGCUCCAGAUAUUCAACUAGUCUCAAGAAGGCCAGUUGUAUUGCUUCUUUAAUCAGCACAACAGUUUUCAGCUGUGCUAACAUAAUUACAAAAGGGUUUUCUAAUGAUCAAUUAGCCUUUUAAAAUGAUAAACUUGGAUUAGCAAGCACAACGUGCCAUUGGAACCCAGGACUGAUGGUUGCUGAUAAUGGGCCUCUGUACGCCUAUGUAGAUAUUCCAUAAAAAAUCAGCCAUUUCCAGCUACAAUAGCCAUUUAUAACAUUAACAAUGUCUACACUGUAUUUCUGAUCAAUUUGAUGUUAUUUUAAUGGACAAAAAAUUAGCUUUUCUUUCGAAAACAAGGACAUUUCUAAGUGACCCCAAACUUUUGAACAGUAGUGUUUAUGCAUCAGCCUCUACUAAUUAUACAAAUAGGCCGUAUUAUAUUUCAAAAUCAAAUUCACUAGCCUAUACUUGUAACUUUGUAGGCCACAUGUGCUGCACCAGAAUCGCAUGUUCUCUGCUGCUUUAUCGUGUUUUGAACGAUGUGCAUAAUUCCAGUGCAUAUAAUACAGUACAGUAAUACAGUUCACACUCAAAAAUAUUAGCCUACUGGAGCUAUUUCAUUUAUUUACCCAAGAGAGCAUAUAGCGAGCUACAUCUAUGGGCUUAUAUCAUAUAGUAUAUGUAUUGUAUAACGGCACAAUCAUUUGGGCUUUUUUGGGCUUGGGCUCAUUAAAUGUUGUUAAUGUGGGGCUCAUAAAAUGUAUUUAAUAUAUGGCUCAUCAGGCUUUAUAAUGCUUUUGAAUGACACUUCAGGUUUUGGCAGGAAAUACCGGGUUACCCGGGAGAAAAUGAUUUAUUUUCAGGAUGGAACAUUUGUAAAAUACCGGGAAAGUAUUCAACCAUAAUAAGCAACAUGUAAAUGGAGCCUUUUUUUGCUGGCGGGCUAUGAGAACUCCCCCAUGUUGUGUUCUGAUUACAAGAAGAACUGUUCCCUGUUCACAUCUUUAUAGCAUAUUGUUCCAACAGCUUCCCUGCCUAUUUAUAUUCAGUAGUUUGCUUGUACCCUCUCUGGGCUCCCCCACUGCGCUCUGACAAUGGUAGUCCUGGGGGAAGGUACAGUGGACACACACACACACAGCGUCUCUACACCAGAACAGCAGGUCUCUGAGUUGGCGAAGCGUAGUCUGGAGGCGGUUGUCCUGGACAUGAGCACACACAGGAAGGGGUCCAGACAGCUGUGGAAGCAGCACAGACACACUGCAGCACUGGAGUACACAUACAUCCCGUCCUCUCCACUUGUGGACAGCCUCACAUAGUGGGCAAUAUGGAGGAUGCCACUGGGAGCGAAACACACAGUGAAGAUGAGGAAGACCAGUGUACUGACCCUGAUGAAAGGUGUCCAGUCGAGGCCUGAGCGACCCAGGUGCCACACCACCGCCACAUGGGUCCAGACACAGGUCACAAAUGGCACAAGGAACCCUAAACAGACCAGUGCCAGCCUGUAGGGAACCAGCAGGGCAUGGGAGUCCUCCUCCAGGGGCAGUAUGUCAUGGCAGGUGAUGAGGCCCAUACGGGGCAGCAGGAAGCUCUGCCUCACCAGGAGCUCUGGUACCACAGCUGCUCCAAACAGGCCCCACACACCCAGGCUUGCCCCCAGCGCCCAGGCCUUCUUGGGCAGCCGACUGUAGAGGAAGGGCCUCACAACGGCCAGGUAGCGCUUAAGGCUGACGCACGCAAUGGUGUGGGCAGAGCAGUAGACGUUGCCGUAGAAACAGGCGGUGAUGACGCGGCAGGCCGCCUCGCCAAACACCCAGUUGUUUCCGUUGAGGUGGUAGUGGAUGCGGAGGGCCAGGGAGAGCAGGAGGAGCAGGUCGGAGAGGGCCAGGCUCAGGUAGAAGACAGCCGUGGAGUAGGACCUGACCCGGAGCCUCAGGAAGGCCAGGAUGAAAGCGUUGGAGGGGACGCCCACUGCCAUGGCUAGGAGGUAGGCUGAGGGGAUGAGCCUGGUGCUGAGGAGCCCCGUGGUGUAGGUUGCUGCAGGGUCCUCCAGCCUCACGUCCAGCCCAGGGGCCCCAGGGGACAGCAGGACCUGGUUGGGGGGCCCUGCCUCAGCUGUACAGUUGGACUGGUAUCUCCUGCCGUUGAACGUCUUUGGUUUCAACACAUCUGGGACCGUUAUUUUUGUCUUGUUGAGUUUCUCCUCUGUUUGUGGAAAAAUAGGGGGAAUAACAUUUCCAUAGAUCUUAAUUCAGUUUUACACUUUGAAUACAUAGCGAUGAAACACAGUAUAAAAUUGAAAUGUUGUUUUAAAGUUAGUUGUCUCAAAAUUCUGUUUUAAAACAUGUAUGAUGAUUUAGACAAUUCAUUCAAGAAUGUGACCAAAUGUGACAGUAUACUGGGGGAAGAGGGAAUCUUCAUGUGUAUUGUCAAGCUGAAUACUUUCUGCCAAACAUUUUGUUAGAGAAAACAUGUCUUGUUUUCCUGUUGGAGUGGAAACGGAACUGUUCAACCCAGCCUGAAGAACUGACAAACAGCUUUACCAAGUGGAUAGAAAGUCCCAAAUGUAAUAUGAGUUCCCGAGGUUAAGGUUCUUAGAGAUUCUAUAAAAUCCUAAGGAGAAAUGUAAAAAGAAAUGAACUUACCAUUGUCCUGGAGAGACAGUCCUACCAACAGACAGAAGAGUUUCCCAGACAGUAGGUUUGCCAUGUCUUUCUCCUAUCUCCUCCACGUGAUUAUCCCUGUAUUAUUCCAACUAAAAGUCCUCUAGUUCUUCAGUAGACCUGCUAUAGGCUAGUUGUCUACUAGCAGGAUCAACAACUAGUAGGAUCAUCUGGCCAUCCAGACUGCUGGUUCAUAUGGUCAGACAGGCUACUGUGCUGUAAGUCCACACUCCGAUAGUGUUAACACUGAACCAUGAGGCUGUAUGCAUUUUGUGUGUGUAUAGUGUUUUUCCUGUCCAGGCUUGAAACUGAAUUCCUGAUCUCUGUGUCAGCCGCUAUUUGCUGAUUUGUUGUAGUGGGAGAAGGUAUCCGCUAUUUGCUGAUUCGUUGUAGUGGGAGGAGACACCCUAAUAGUUUACAGUUUGUUCAUUUCUCACUUUGGUUUUAUCCCUUGGUGUUCUAUUAUGCCAUUCCCAGGAAGACCCUCAGCUGUUUCAAUGUUAUGGGUUUAUUGUGACUGAAGAUCUUCUUGACUAAUAAAAAAUGACUAGCCUAAUGUUAGAGGAACAAGAUUGACUCGUGUUAAACUUAAGUCACAAGAUUGACAGCUUGGGUAACAUCAAACAAACUGUUGGGUUUUAAGCAUCCUACUUCUCCAAAGUUCCUGGAACAGUUUCCAUUAACCUAGUUUGACCUUCAAUUUGCCACUUAAGUCACACACAUUUUGAUUACACAUUAUUGGAAACUAUAAUUUUCAAGUUAGAAGGUAUGGAAAAAUAUGUUCCUAUUCAGUUUCGGUCUUCAUUUUUGUGCUUGUAUGUACAUUAUUUGCAUGUCCUAAAGCUAUUAAUAUACUGUACGUUCAGGGGGGAAUUUUCUGGUCAAAAUCAGAUCCACUUCAUGGCAGAAACCAAGGGGGCGUGUUUUCUCUUUACUUCCUUCCUGCCUUUUUGUGUGGUUGGGGAGAAUAAACAUUCAGUGAGGUUUCUCUGCUAUUUUAGGUGGUGUUUGUGUUUGAGCCCCCACGACCAAUGUUGUGGACUGAGCUGAAGAUGUGUUGGCCACUAACUAACAAUCAGUGUUUUAACAUUUUCCCUCAGGUCUUACCUCUGGACACAGAGGAAAUGGUAGAGCUUCUUGUUCAUGCUGGCGCUGUUUUCAUAGCUGUUAAUAUGCUUCAUACCUGGGUUUCAAAUACUUGAAAAAUCUUUACAAAUACUUUAUCUGUGCCUGUUUGAGCUUGCAUGGCUUAAUAAACCAAUAGAGAAGACCCGGAAAUGCUAACCCUGUCCAUUUGGCACUCUAGACAGACUCAAGCCUGGAGUGCUCAAACUAUUUGAAAUGAUUUUGUAUUUGAACCCAGGUAUUAUUUAUUUUCUUUGUUGCUUUGAAAUACCAUGUACAACAACUGUACAUGUGCUGUCUUGGUUAGUGCUUGGAAAAAUAACAUUCAGUUAGGGCUCAAUCCUAACUUGAGAUCUGUGGUCCUAGCUCAAGCGCUAAAAUUACAAGAAAGUUAUAAUUAUGUGUGAACAUCUCAAGCUAGAAUUUGGCAUUGCAUUGUGUAGAUUGUCAAUGUUUUUGUUUGUGUGGUCUACCACUCUGAAAAGUAGAGAUUGACUCUCUGUAUGUGUCUGUGACUCCAGAGCUCGGGGGAUGAGUCUGCUGUGUUGUGGCUCAACCAGAUCCAAGAAGGCAUACACACAGCCAACCAAGAUGAAGAGGAAGCUCUCACAUGUAGGCACACCAUGCUCACUCACGACCAUAUGUUCGAAAACCAUGAACAAAUAAUAUCUUAGAAGUUCUUCACAUCACCAUUCAAAUGUCAUAACUUGAACCACUGGAUAAGAGCGUCUGUUAAAUGACCAAAAUGUAAAAUGUCAUAACUGUUCCUGUGUGUGUUUCGUCUGUGGCAGUGGCUGGAGCAGUGGCAGACAUCAACAGGGAGGUGGCGGAGGGGGACUCCCAGACCACCCUGCAGGCCCUCCAAUCACCCCUUGCAGGGCUGAGAGGGGUUCUGUCUGAGUGUGCAGACACCUACCAGACACAGCUGGGCCAGUUCCAGGACCUCAACGCUACCACUGGUAACCUGGCAUACAAUCGGCUUUAUAGUCUGCUUAUUACUCAUUUGUAAUACACUAACAGACUAAAGAAUCGUUUAUGGAUGUUUGUUCUCUCGUCAAGACGACACCAUUGAAGACAUUACCCUCCCAACUUGUCCUAACGUGUAACGUCAAAUAAUGCAUUUGGAGAUUAGGAUGGUCUCAGGUUAGGAUUCAUCCCUAUUCAGGAUUCCUCCCUAAGUGUAUGAUGUUGAGGUUUUCUUUCCUCUGUAGCAGGCAGCAGUGAGAGUGUGUGGGUGAAACACCAGAUCAAGGGAGGUUAUGACUACUACUACAACCUGGAGAGCAGAGAGGGGACCUGGGAGGAACCAGAGGACUUCACACACAACAGCACACAGCUCAGCAGAGAGGAAAUACAGGUACAUGCGCACACCUGCUUGUAUGUUGGAUAAAUACGCUUCUACGUUAUAACUGAUGAAAAUAUGUUACUUAAAACGUUGGGACAAUGUACAAAUAACAUUCUCAUACCAAAUUACACUUCACCAUAGACCACAUAAGUUCAAAGUAAUGUAUAAUGCAUUACAACACUAUGAGUAUUCAUGUGUGUGUCCCCUGAUCAGAGUGUGGUUGGAGGUGUGACAGCGGAGUAUAACAGGGAACAGUUAUGGUUGGCCAACGAGGCCCUGGUAAUUCAGCUACAGGCUCGGGUUAGAGGUUACCUGGUGAGGAGAGCUCAUGCCCAGAGACUGGACUACCUACGACAACAAGAACCACACGUGGUUCGACUACAGGUACUAUACUGUGUCAUAGGUUCUACACCGACCGGUUUGUUAAGUCAAACAGUGAUUUCAUAUCUACAGUUAACAUUCAUGUACCGCUUUUGUAGUUUACUCACAAACACUGUAAACACACAUGGACGGAGCUGGUUCUGAUUUAGAUUUCCUCAUGUUUAUAUCUAGGCCUCCUGGAAGGGCUAUAAACAGAAGAAGAUAUACAAAGACAGAAUAAAUGUGCUUCAAAGCAACGUGGGGACUGUCGUCAAGGUAACGAGUUAGAUUUGGGGCUGUGAGCCUUAUUGGAAAGAGAAAACAUUAGUUUGAAACGGUGAGAAAGGAAGUGUCAAUAAUCAGGAGAUAAGUCAAGCAGUUUCAUCUCAACAAAAACACACAGUUACCCGUUGCUAACAUUGUUGUAUUCCUUCUGGUCCAGCUUCAGUCGUUCGUUAAAAUGUGGAGAGCCAAAAGUAAAUACUCUCAAAGACUGCAGUAUUUCAAAGACCACGUGAGUAACAAAGUACCUACAUUACAAAUGAGGAGUUAUGGAUUAAUAUUAUAUCAUAUUAUUCCUCAGUGAUAUUUGCCAAAGCUUGAUUCCCUUCUGUCUUGUUUGUAUGUUCAGGAGAAAGACAUAGUGAAGAUCCAGGCUUUCCUCAAGGCUAACAAAGCCAGAGACGACUACAGAACACUCAGUGAGUUCAGACAGCAUUUAAUAUGUCACACAGUUUUAAAGAAGUCACCGUUUCAGACAGAGAAGGAACUACCUGAACCUCUCUGAUACAAUUGCAAUGUUCAUUUGUUUAUUUUUUAAACGUUUUUAUGUGUCUGUCUGUGUCCGUCUUUCUGUUUGUCUGUCUGUCUAUGUGUGUCUGCCCUGUAGCCGGGGCCCAGGACCCUCCUCUGUCGGUGGUGCGUAAGUUUGUCCACCUGCUGGAGCAGAGCAGCCUGGACCUGCUGGAAGAACAGGAAGUGACACGGCUCAGGGAGGAAGUGGUCACUAAGAUCCGCUCCAAUCAGCAGAUGGAGAAAGACCUCAACCUGAUGGACAUUAAGAUCGGCCUGCUGGUCAAGAACAGGAUAACCCUACAGGUGACAUUUAUAGUUUUACACACCGAGGGAAAAUGACUGACAAAACAAUGCUUUUCAACACAACUGAGAAACUAUGCUUAUAAACAACAGUCCUGCUAAAAUUCCCAGAGCCAUUCCCCUUAUGCUGCUGAUAAGAACUGUUUCUGGAGACGGCGCUUAGUCUGCAAUAGUCAUAGGCCUGCUCAGAUACUUGGAUAAUGCAUCCCUCUUCCCUGUCAUCCCUGUUAUCACUGAUCAAACACAACUGGAUAGGAGAGCAGGGCCGUUUUCAUGCCGCCUACUGUCCAUCUUCCCAGGAUGUGGUGUCCCACAGUAAGAAGCUGACGGUGAAGAAGAGUAAAGAGGAGCUGGCUGCAGGGGACAGGCAGGGCAUCAAGGCACUGAGCAAAGACAAGAGGAAGAAACUAGAGGCUUACCAGCACCUCUUCUACCUGCUGCAGGUGAGUUCGAAACACAGACACACUAAGACGCGCGCGCGCGCGCACACACACACACACACACACACACACACACUCUACCUCAAUCUCAUCUCCUCUCCACAGACCAACCCUUCGUACCUGGCCAAGUUAAUCUUCCAGAUGCCCCAGAACAAAUCUACUAAGUUCAUGGACACCGUGAUCUUCACCCUGUAUAACUACGCCUCCAACCAGAGAGAGGAAUACCUGCUGCUCAAACUCUUCAAGACCGCUCUGGAGGAGGAGAUCAAGUGAGUGGAACUUUUACUUGUCCCAAAUCGUAUACCUCCCUUAUACAGUUACUACAGAUGGUCUAGCCUGGGUGCCAUUGUUUCUCUGCACUCAUGUAGCCUAGGCCAUUUGUCUGAUAAGGCAACGAUGUACAGUAGAACUGUUGAGUGCAACAGACCGUCAACCAGGCUACUAGGUAAUCCACGGUCCCCCCUAGUUCAUAACUCAAGGAUCCUCUCCAAUCAUAUACAGAAUUAUAUAUAAUUUGUUCUUAAGUUGUCUGAUGUUUCCUGACUGAAUAUGAAUAUAAAGGAAUAAUAUGGUUGCAUGAUAAAACAUCUAUCUUGCUCUCCCUCAGGUCCAAGGUGGACCAGAUCCAGGACAUUGUGACCGGGAACCCCACGGUCAUCAAGAUGGUGGUGAGCUUCAACCGCGGAGCCCGCGGUCACAACACGCUGAGGCAGCUGCUGGCACCAGUGGUCAAGGAGAUCAUCGAGGACAAGACCCUGGGCAUCAACACCAACCCUGUGGAAGUGUACAAGGCUUGGGUCAACCAGUUGGAGACCAACACUGGAGAGGCCAGGUGGGGUACACAUACAGACACACAACAUGCGUACACUCACACAAAAACACUCACUGACCUUAAUGUUGUCCUACCUCUCUCAGUAAACUGCCUUACGAGGUGACCCCGGACCAGGCCAUGUCACACAAGGAAGUACGUGCCAAGCUGGAGUCCUCCAGUCACGCGCUGCGGACAGCCACAGACAAAGUGCUCAACUCCAUUGUGUCGUCACUGGACAACAUCCCGUAAGUCUAAGGCCUGGUUGGAAUUCUUUAAAAAUUCAUAAUUUUUCCUUCCCUGGUCAAAAGUAGUGCGCUAUAAAGGGAAUAUGGUGCCAUUUGGGAGGCAACCCCAAAGGUGUGUUUAUGGAAGGGUAGACAAAACAGUGCUUAGAGAGGCCAAAGGGUUAGAACCCAUCCAAGUUACAUACAGUGCCUUCGGGAAGUAUUCAGACCCCUUGACUUUUUCCACAUUUUGUUACGUUACAGCCUUAUUCUAAAAUUGAUUUUGAAAAGAUAAUCCUCAGCAAUCUACACACUAUACUCCAUAAUGACAACACGAAAACAGGUUUUUAUUGAGCUCAGGUACAUCCUGUUUCGUUGAGCAUCCUUGAGAUGUUUUUACAACUUAAUUGGAGUCCACCUGGGGUAAAUUCAAUUGAUUGGACAUGCUUUGGAAAAGCACACACCUGUCUAUAUAAGGUCUCACAGUUGACAGUGCAUGUCAGAGCAAAUACCAUGCCAUGAGGGCGAAGGAAUUGUCCGUAGAGCUCCGAGACAGGAUUGUGUCGAGGCACAGAUCUGGGGAAGGGUACCAAAAAAUGUCUGCAGCAUUGAAGGUCCCCAAGAACACAGCGGCCUCCAUCAUUCUUGAAUGGAAGAAGUUUGGAACCACCAAGACUCUUCCUAGAGCUGGCCGCCCGGCCAAACUGAGCAAUCGGGGGAGAAGAGCCUUGAUCAGGGAGGUGACAAAGAACCCGAUGGUCACUCUGACAAAGCUCUAGAGUUCCUCUUUGGAGAUGGGAGAAACUUCCAGAAGGACAACCAUCUCUGCAGCACUCCACCAAUCAGGCCUUUAUGGUAGAGUGGCCAGACAGAAGCCACUCCUCAGUAAAAGGCUUGGAGUUUGCCAGCGGCAGGGACUGGGAGACAGGAUCGAGGCAAAGAUGAACGGAGCAAAGUACAGAGAUCCUUGAUGAAAACCUGCUCCAGAGCGCUCCGGACCUCAGACUGGGGCGAAGGUUCACCUUCCAACAGGACAAUGACCCUAAGCACACAGCCAAGACAACGCAUGAGUGGCUUCGGGACAAGUCUCUGAAUGUCCUUGAGUGCCCAGCUAGAGCCUGGACUUGAACCCGAUCGAACAUCUCUGGAGAGACCUGAAAAUAGCUGUGCAGCGACGCUCCCCAUCCAACCUGACAGAGCUUGAGAGGAUCUGCAGAGACGAUUGGGAGAAACUCAGGUGUGCCAAGCUUGUAGCGUCAUACCCAAGAAGACUCAAUGCUGAGUACUGAGUAAAGGGUCUGAAUACUUAUAUAGAUUUGAUAUUUCCGUUUGUUUUUUUUAAUUAAUUAAUUAAAAGUGAAGUUGUCUGAUGUUCUUAAGUUGUCUGAUGAAGUUGACAACUUCAUCAGACAACUUUAUUCAGCAAACAUUUCUAAAAACCUGCUUUUGCUUUGUCAUUAUGGGUUAAUGUGGGAUAAAAUAAGGCUGUUGCCUAACAACAUGUGGAAAAGGUCAAAGGGUAUGAAUACUUUCCGAAGGCACUGUAGCUACUGGUUUAGACAACUGUUGAAUCCAUACUCUGCAGUGCUCAAUAUACUCCACAGGGGGGCACCACAGUGUUAUUUUACACAACAGACCAAAAUACACCCCUCAUUUUAUAAAUGGUCAUGGUCCCCUGCAUUUUAUAUUGAUGCGCCCUAUCAUUUGUGCAUCAUUUCACUGUGUUUUGUAUAUUUGUAAUGCAUGCUGGUUUCACAUCUUGUCCAUGUUUUUUUUUGUUGUGCAUGUAGCUAUGGCAUGAGAUACAUUGCGAAGGUCCUGAAAAAUGCACUUCAUGAAAAGUUCCCCGACGCUACAGAGGAUGAGUUGUUGAAGGUAUAAGGCUUAAGUAUUACAUCUCAUGAAUGUUCUCUCAUUUGCCAUUCAUACACCUUCCAUUCAUGUUGCUCGUAUUGGUUUGUUAAUAUCAAGUUCCUUUAGUGUUCCCUGACACUGUAGUCCCCAUGCGUAUAAUUCAGCAACUCCAGUUUGCACUGAUUAAUACAGGUCCUUAUGACAGCCCUUUGUGACACCAUGAAGAUACGUUUAACUGAGUGUGUGUGUGUGUGUCUCGGCUGUCAGAUUGUAGGGAACCUGCUCUACUAUCGCUACAUGAACCCAGCCAUAGUGGCUCCGGACGGCUUCGACAUCAUCGACAUGUCAGCCGGAGGUCAGCUCCACUCUGACCAGCGUCGUAACCUGGGCUCCGUGGCAAAGAUGCUGCAGCACGCUGCCGCCAACAAGCUGUUCGAGGGAGAGAAUGCCCACAUGACCCCCAUGAACAACUAUAUCUCCCAGACCUACCAGAAGUUCAGGUGAGAGUAAAGAACUACAACUCCCAAGCCUCUUGGCUGAGGUUCAGGUAAGAUGGGUCUGGGAGUUGUCAUUUUUCGAUCUGCAGGCCCAUUGAGAGAGAACAUUUUUUCUUAUUCACAAGGGUUGGCCUGCACUAUGUGCUGCGCAGACUGUUUACUGCAGCACUUUAUUUAUAUUUAUUUGAUCUUUAAGUUCCCUCAAACCUCCAAGCUGUGCAUUCUAUCAUUAUUAUGGAAAGAUGUGUGAACCUCUGUAGCGCCUGGCUCAGCCCGACGCUCGUGAGCAAACAAAACCUCUAACCCAAAACAGCUGUUGGGUAGCAGACCUCUAGGACUAAAACUGUCACCAUGUUUUGUAAUGUUACAUUCACUCCGGGUAGAGCUGCUCCUGAGACUGCCAUGUAUAGAGGAAUGUGCCAUCUAAUAAAGCAGAAGGGGAUGAGAUAAGAAAAAGAGCGGGCUGUAGCGAUAAACGCUUGGGAGGUCACAGGGAGGUCAGUGCAGGGUUAAGUUGACAUGGAAGCAGAGGUGAGCCAGGAGAAAGAGGAAGUGUCUUUGUGUGAAAGUGCAGUGUCAGCAAGGAAGAUAGGGUAGAUGUCUUCACUAAAACUCAAUACCACACACAGAGAGAGAGAGAGAGGGAGAGCGAGAGAAAGGGACAAAGGGUUGUGUUCCCUGAAUUCUCUGCCCCUCCCUCAUACAGCAUUGACAUAUCUUUACUGGAAAUCAGUUUGAACUCCAGCCACUAUUAAAAAAAGCAAAGACAAAACCCUGAUUCAACAGGAUAUGUUUUGUCUUUAAAGGGAAAUUCUGCCACUUUUCAACCUCACUAAGUAUCUUCAACACCAUACUAGUCUCUACAUAUGUGAAAACGGCGCGUUUCUAUGAUCUGUGGUUAAAAAGAUAAGAAGAAAAGUCAGUAAAAACCCCUUCUCUGUGACAUCACAGGGUAGGAUUAAAAGUAAUACAAAUGAUCAGUUUCUAGCCAGAAGGAGGGUAUUUUCUUGCUCCACAAGUCACCAACAAUCUGUGUUUGAAAAUCAUUGAUGUCAUCGGGUAGAAACGUAGAAAUGCACUGUUUUCACAUGUAGACACUGGUAUUGUGCUGGAGAUAAUGAAAAUUAGAUUGUAAAGGGGUGGAAUUGCCCUCAAAGCCUUAAUGUUUUUGAAAUCUUUGAUAAAACACUACAUGAUCAAAAGUAUGUGGACACCUGCUCGUCAAACACUCAUUCCAAAAUCACGGGCAUUAAUAUGGAGUUGGUCCGCCCUUUGCUACUAUAACAGCCUCCACUCUCCUGGGAAGGCUUUCCACUAGAUGUUGGAACAUUGCUACGGGGACUUGCUUCCAUUCAGCCACGAGCAUUAGUGAGGUCGUGCGAUUAGGCCUGGCUCGCAGUUGUUGUUCCAAUUCAUCCCAAAGGUGUUUGAUGGGGUUGAGGUCAGGUCUCAGUGCAGGCCAGUCAAGUUCUUCCACACCGAUCUCGACAAACCAUUUCUGUAUAGACCUCACUUUGUGCACGGGGGCAUUGUCAUGAAACAGGAAAGGGCCUUCCCCAAACUGUUGCCACAAAGUUGGAAGCACAGAAUCGCCUAGAAUGCCAUUGUAUGCUGUAGCGUUAAGAUUUCCCUUCACUGGAAUUAAGGGGCCUUGCCCAAACCAUGAAAAACUACUUUACAGUUGGCACUAUGCAUUCGGGCAGGUAGCGUUCUACUGGCAACCGCCAAACCCAGAUUUGUCUGUCGGACUGCCAGAUGGUGAAACGUGAUCAAUCACUCCAGAGAACGCAUUUCCACUGCUCCGUAUGCUCCAGCUUUACACCACUCCAGCCGACGCUUGGCAUCAUUACGCAUGGUGAUCUUAGGCAUGUGUGCGGCUGCUCGGCCAUGGAAACACAUUUCAUGAAGCUACCGACGAACAGUUACUGGAACUCAGUAGUGAGUGUUGCAACCGAGGACAGAAGAUUUUUACACACUACGAGCUUCAGCACUCGCCGGUCCUGUUCUAUGAGCGUGUGUGGCCUACCACUUCGCGGCUGAGCCGUUGUUGCGCCUAGACGUUUCCACUUCACAAUAACAGCACUUACAGUUGACCAGGGCAGCUCUAGCGGGGCAGAAAUUUGACGAACUGACUUGUUGGAAAGGUGGCAUCCUAUGACGGUGCCACGUUCAAAGUCACUGAGCUCUUCAGUAAGGCCAUUCUACUGCCAAUGUUUGUCUAUGGAGAUUGCAUGGCGGUGUGCUCAAUUUUAUACACCUGUCAGCAACGGGUGUGGCUGAAAUAGUCAAAUCCACUAAUUUGAAGGGGUGUCCACAUACUUUUGUAUAAAUAUCUUCAGAGAUGAUUAAUGAUUAUUACUACUACCCAUUUGUCCAGUAAUCUUCCUGGUGAGGUAAAAAACCAACAAAAUGCUUUGAUCCUGUCUUUCAGGGUGUUUUUCCAGGCGGCGUGUGACGUCCCUGAGCCGGAGGAGAAGUUUAACGUGGAUGAGUACUCUGACAUGGUGACUCUGUGCAAGCCUGUCAUCUACAUCUCUAUAGAUGAGAUCAUCAACACACAUUCGGUAAGCCCAGACUAUCUGUGCAUCGCAAAUGGCACCCUAUUCCCUUUAUAGUGUAUUACAUUUGGCCAGAGCUCUAUGGGCCCUGGUCAAAAGUAGUGCACUAUAUAGGGAAUAAAGUGCCAUUUGGGACGUGACCUUGGACUCUCUGGAACCUAUGAAAAGAGCUCUCUCUGCUUUUCCUUCCCCCUCUCUUCUAGUCUCCCUCUUCCCAUCUCGCUCUCCUUUUCUCCUCCACUUCCUUCUUUCCCCAUCUCCUCUCCAUCUCCUGGGUAUGAGAGGGGUGAUGGUGACAGACCUCUCGUGUAUAAAGGAGGACAUCAGAGGUUCUUGUAGCCAAAUGUCUCAGAUGUUGACAUACUUUUUGGCGACGUUAGUUUCACUCUCCGCUCACCUCACCCACAGGGCUUACAAACACAACAAUGGACAUGACGUACAUUGUACCCCACUGACAGACAUGCUCAGCUUUUAUCUUGCAGUUACAGAGUUUAGGAUUUCCUUACUGCAGCUUUGACACACACACACACACACACACACACAAUAAUAAACAGAGAAUACAAUAUUUUACAGUAAAGUCUCAAUACAUGAACGAAAUACAUCCCCAGGGAGGAUGAGAUGAAUGGAGGGACGGAUGGAUGACCCCCUCUUACACCCCCUCCUAGCACAGCUGUGUCCAUUGCCAUAGGAAGGCAAUGGACGUCCUAUCAUUAUCAAUCUCCACGUAAGGAGGAAGAGAGGGCUGAGCUUGGUAUUACUGUAGAGCUGGAUGUCUCUAUAAAGACUGGGUGGACAUCAAACUGUUAUCACACACAGCAUACAUACAGUGUGGGAUGGAGAGGCCUAGUCUUGGAAUAGUGUGUGUGUGUGUGUGUCUAAAAUAAUCCACCUGUGGUGUGUGUGUGUCCUAGCUAGUGUUGGAGCACCUGGAAGCAAUCUCCCCCGACCACAACGACCUGCUGCAUGAGCUGUUGCAGGACCUAGGGGACAUGCCUGACGUGGAGGCACUGCUGGGUACCACAGACACCCCUCACCCUGCUUCCUACACCCCCCACACUAUACCUCCUACACCCCUCAGUUCCCCUUCAUCCCUGCCUCACAGACACCCCUCACCCUGCUUCCUACAACCCCCCACACUAGACCUCCUCCACCCCUCAGUUCCCCUUCAUCCCUGCCUCAGACACCCAACAUUAUAAAUUACAACACUGUGAGAUCCAUUUACAGUACAGGGCUGAAUCCUAAUUUGAAAAUAAGAGUUUGUUACACAAACUUCUGUGUGAAUCAUGUAAGUCUUUGACCCACAGUCUCAGAAUGAGUAUAAAGUAUGCCCUUCUCCAGUAGGACUGACAAAAGUACACAUUAGCUCUUGUACCAGGAACCAGCCUGCAGGGAUAGCUAAACAUAUUUCUCUGAUCUCCAGGUGAAGGAGCGGUGGAUCCUAACAACCCCAACAAAGAGAGCACCCUGAGUCAGAUGGCUAAGACUCAGAUCUCCCUCACCCUCACCAACAAGUUUGAGCUGCCGGAGGGCGAUGACAAGGACACGAAAGGCCUGAUGAUGAAGUAAGACACUGGAUGCGUCCCAAAUGGCACCCUAUUCCACUACAUAGGAAAUAGGGUGCCAUUUGAGACACAUAUUGCUGUCCACCUGGUGUUCUUCUCUAUGAACAAUCUACCCAUUAUUGAUUCUUCAUUAUGGAGGCCCAUUAAAAUCCCAAUACAAUUAAACACACACACGGAGGGACUGCACAGUGAGAGGUUUUGUACUGAGCGAGCAAAAGAAGCCAGAAGAAAGAGUUUAAAUAUGUGUGACGUUCCAGUAGGUUUGAAAAUAACAGAAAGGCCGGCACACUGAAUAUGCUCCCAAUUACCACUUUUAUUGACAACUUCAUGACCUGACAAAGAUCCUUGUGGAUCGAAACGUUGUUAAUAAAGGUGGUAAUUAUGAUCAUAUUCAGUGUGCUGGCCUUUCUGUGCUUUUCAAGUUUCAUUAGCCCAGCACCUAGGAUGUGCGUAUGACCACAGACGUUCCAGUAGGUACAUACAUAAAUAACCACAGUGGCUAUCACUCAGUGACAGCUCUAUGUGCUCUUUCCUGCUCCACUAUCACUUCCUAUCCUGACAGGAAGAGGUUUAGUGGUCAGGGUUAUCUUGCCCAUGGACCUUCUCAUUUUAGAUCAUGUAUUACGCUUCUUUGAGGAAAAGGCUGUGUGUUUAAAAGAUGGCCUCUGUUCUGCUGAUGUGACUGUUUACAUCAUGUUUCCUGUGACAUGAACACCAAUCCAGCCAGUCACAACUGAUCAUGUGGUCAGGAAAACCUCCUGGCCCUACCUAUGAUUCUAUACAUGGCAGCUCUGUUCAUCUGACCUACAGUAGUUGAGGUGAGAAGCUAUGUUAGGGCUCUGUUGUGUCUGUCUCUCUGUGUGUCACUGUGGUCCUGGCCAGUGUCGGACCAGCAUGCACUGGGGCAGGAACCACCCGAGCCACUGCCUGUUCACCCCGCUAUCAUCCAGAAGGCAAGGUCAGUACAGGUGCAUCAAAGCUGGGACAGAGAGAAUGAAAAACAGCUUCUAUCUCAAGGCCAUCAGACUGUUAAAUAGCCAUCACUAGCACAUUAGAGGCUGCUGCUGCCUAUUGAAAUCACUGGCCACUUUAAGGAAUGGAACACUAGUCACUUUAAUAAUGUUUACAUAUCUUGCACUACUCAUCUCAUAUGUAUAUACUGCAUUCUAUUCUAUAAUAUUAUUCUGUAUCUUAGUCCAUGCCGCUCUCUCAUUGCUUGUCCAUAUAUGUAUAUAUUCUUAAAUCCCAUUCCUUACCUUUUUGUGUGUAUUGGGUAUAUGUUGUGAAAUUGUUAGAUAUUACUGCACUGUCAGAGCUAGAAGCACAAGCAUUUCGCUACACCCGCUAUAACAUCUGCUAAACACAUGUAUGUGACAAAUAAAUAAAAAAAAAUACAUUUUUUUGAUUUGAUUUGAAACAGGAAGUGUGACUGAGUGGCGUCAUGCCCUACUGCAGGGUCAGGGAAUGAGACAAUGGGACUGUGGUGUGUGUGUGUGUGUGUGUGUUAACACAGCAAAAUGUUUCCUCUCCCCCUGAGCCUAGAGAGGCCAGAGCUCAACACACUGCCAAUUAUUUUCAAACCAAAUCAACAAGACAGCAUUCACUUACUGUAACAGCUAGCUACAGUGGGGGAAAAAAGUAUUUAGUCAGCCACCAAUUGUGCAAGUUCUCCCACUUAAAAAGAUGCCUGUAAUUUUCAUCAUAGGUACACGUCAACUAUGACAGACAAAUUGAGGAGAAAAAAAUCCAGAAAAUCACAUUGUAGGAUUUUUUAUGAAUUUAUUUGCAAAUUAUGGUGGAAAAUAAGUAUUUGGUCACCUACAAACAAGCAAGAUUUCUGGCUCUCACAGACCUGUAACUUCUUCUUUAAGAGGCUCCUCUGUCCUCCACUCGUUACUUGUAUUAAUGGCACCUGUUUGAACUUGUUAUCAGUAUAAAAGACACCUGUCCACAACCUCAAACAGUCACACUCCAAACUCCACUAUGGCCAAGACCAAAGAGCUGUCAAAGGACACCAGAAACAAAAUUGUAGACCUGCACCAGGCUGGGAAGACUGAAUCUGCAAUAGGUAAGCAGCUUGGUUUGAAUAAAUCAACUGUGGGAGCAAUUAUUAGGAAAUGGAAGACAUACAAGACCACUGAUAAUCUCCCUCGAUCUGGGGCUCCAUGCAAGAUCUCACCCCGUGGGGUCAAAAUGAUCACAAGAACAGUGAGCAAAAAUCCCAGAACCACACGGGGGGACCUAGUGAAUGACCUGCCGAGAGCUGGGACCAAAGUAACAAAGCCUACCAUCAGUAACACUCUACGCCGCCAGGGACUCAAAUCCUGCAGUGCCAGACGUGUCCCCCUGCUUAAGCCAGUACAUGUCCAGGCCCGUCUGAAGUUUGCUAGAGUGCAUUUGGAUGAUCCAGAAGAGGAUUGGGAGAAUGUCAUAUGGUCAGAUGAAACCAAAAUAGAACUUUAAAACUCAACUCGUCGUGUUUGGAGGACAAAGAAUGUUGAGUUGCAUCCAAAGAACACCAUACCUACUGUGAAGCAUGGGGGUGGAAACAUCAUGCUUUGGGGCUGUUUUUCUGCAAAGGGACCAGGACGACUGAUCCGUGUAAAGGAAAGAAUGAAUGGGGCCAUGUAUCGUGAGAUUUUGAGUGAAAACCUCCUUCCAUCAGCAAGGGCAUUGAAGAUGAAAAGUGGCUGGGUCUUUCAGCAUGACAAUGAUCCCAAACACACCGCCCGGGCAACGAAGGAGUGGCUUCGUAAGAAACAUUUCAAGGUCCUGGAGUGGCCUAGCCAGUCUCCAGAUCUCAACCCCAUAGAAAAUCUUUGGAGGGAGUUGAAAGUCCGUGUUGCCCAGCGACAGCCCCAAAACAUCACUGCUCUAGAGGAGAUCUGCAUGGAGGAAUGGGCCAAAAUACCAGCAACAGUGUGUGAAAACCUUGUGAAGACUUACAGAAAACGUUUGACCUGUGUCAUUGCCAACAAAGGGUAUAUAACAAAGUAUUGAGAAACUUUUGUUAUUGACCAAAUGCUUAUUUUCCACCAUAAUUUGCAAAUAAAUUCAUUAAAAAUCCUACAAAGUGAUUUUCUGGAUUUUCUUUCUCAUUUUGUCUGUCAUAGUUGACGUGUACCUAUGAUGAAAAUUACAGGCCUCUCUCAUCUUUUUAAGUGGGAGAACUUGCACAAUUGGUGGCUGACUAAAUACUUUUUUCCACCACUGUAGUAGCAGGCCAAUGUCUGAGCUACACUGUUUAGUUAAAAUUACGUUAAUCCCACAUAUUGUACACAAUCACCCAGUCAGUGCUAUGGUUGAAUGGCGGGAACCCGGUUACCGAGAUUUUCCAGGAUUUACCACCCAAAACCACUCCCUUUUCCCGGGAUAAAUUAUUUACAUGAACAGUAUGGCGUGAAAUGGAACUGUUAAAUUGUAUGCAAUGUCUAAAUCUGGCUUCUCUACGGCCUCUGCAUGAUGAGUCAUCAAAGCUUAUCUAUCCAAAAUAGAUAAUCCUGUUCUAAAUUGAUAUACAGUGCAUUCGGAAAGUAUUCAGACACCUUGACUUUUUCCACAUUUUGUUACGUUACAGCCUUAUUCUAAAAUUGAUUAAAUUGUAUUUUUUGCUCAUCGAUCUACACACAAUGAAAUUUUAGCAAAUGCAUUAUUAUUACACAUAUUACAUAAGUAUUCAGACCCUUUACUCAGUACUUUGUUGAAACACCUUUGGCAGCGAUUACAGCCUCGUCUUCUUGGGUAUGACGCUACAAGCUUGGCACACCUGUAUUUGGGGAGUUUCUCCCAUUCUUCUCUGCAGAUCCUCUCAAGCUCUGUCAGGUUGGAUGGGGAGCGUCGCUGCACAGCUAUUUUCAGGUCUCUCCAGAGAUGUUCGAUCAAUUUCAAGUCCGGGCCACUCAAGAACAUUUAGAGACUUGUCCCGAAGCCACUCCUGCGUUGUCUUUGCUGUGUGCUUAGGGUCGUCCUGUUGGAAGGUGAACCUUGCUCCGUUCAUCUUUCCCUCGAUCCUGACUAGUCUCCCAGUCCCUGCCGCUUAAAAACAUCCACACAGCAUGAUGCUGCCACCACCAUGCUUCACCGUAGGGAUGGUGCCAGAUUUCCUCCAGACGUGACGCUUGGCAUUCAGGCCAAAGAGUUCAAUCUUGGUUUCAUGGUCUGAUAGUCCUUUAGGUGUCUUUUGGGAAACUCCAAGUGGGCUGUCAUGUACCUUUUUAUUGAGGAGUGGCUUCCAUCUGGCCACUCUACCAUAAAGGCCUGAUUGGUGGAGUGCUGCAGAGAUGGUUGUCCUUCUAGAAGGUUCUCCCAUCUCCACAGAGGAACUCUAGAGCUCUGUCAGAGUGACCAUCAGGUUCUUGGUCACCUCCCUGACCAAGGCCCUUCUCCCCUGAUUGCUCAGUUUGGCUGGGCGGCCAUCUCUUGGAAGAGUCUUGGUGGUUGCAAACUUCUUCCAUUUAGGAAUGAUGGAGGCCACUGUGUUCUUGCUCUGACUUGCACUGUCAACUGUGGGACCUUAUAUAGAUGUGUGUGCCUUUCCAAAUCAUGUCCAAUCAAUUGAAUUUACCACAGGUGGACUCCAAUCAAGUUGUAGAAACAUCUCAGGGAUGAUCAGUGGAAACAGGAUGCGCCUGAGUGCAAUUUCGAGUCUCAUAGCAAAGGGUCUGAAUACUGAUGUAAAUAAGGUAUUUCUGUUUUUUAAUUUCUAAAAACCUGUUUUCUCUUUGUCAUUAUGGGGUAUUGUGUGUAGAUUGAGGGGGGAAAAUAAUUUGAAUACAUUUUAGAAUAAGGCUGUAACGUAACAAAAAGGGAAGGUGUCUGAAUACUUUCUGAAUGCACUGUAUAGCCCUAUAUAGAUGUCCUAGCCUACAGUGAGGGGCAAAAAAUAUUUGAUCCCCUGCUGAUUUUGUACGUUUGCCCACUGACAAAGACAUGAUCAGUCUAUAAUUUUAAUGGUAGGUUUAUUUCAACAGUGAGAGAGAGAAUAACAACAACAAAAAUCCAGAAAAACGCAUGUCAAAAAUUUUAUAAAUUGAUUUGCAUUUUAAUGAGGGAAAUAAGUAUUUGACCCCUCUGCAAAACAUGACUUAGUACUUGGUGGCAAAACCCUUGUUGGCAAUCACAGAGGUCAGACGUUUCUUGUAGUUGGCCUCCAGGUUUGCACACAUCUCAGCAGGGAUUUUGUCCCACUCCUCUUUGCAGAUCUUCUCCAAGUCAUUAAGGUUUCGAGGCUGAUGUUUGGCAACUCGAACCUUCAGCUCCCUCCACAGAUUUUCUAUGGGAUUAAGGUCUGGAGACUGGCUAGGCCACUCCAGGACCUUAAUGUGCUUCUUCUUGAGCCACUCCUUUGUUGCCUUGGCCGUGUGUUUUGGGUCAUUGUCAUGCUGGAAUACCCAUAAACGACCCAUUUUCAAUGCCCUGGCUGAGGGAAGGAGGUUCUCGCCCCGUCCAUCGUCCCUUUGAUGCAGUGAAGUUGUCCUGUCCCCUUAGCAGAAAAACACCCCCAAAGCAUAAUGUUUGCACCUCCAUGUUUGACGGUGGGGAUGGUGUUCUUGGGGUCAUAGGCAGCAUUUCUCCUCCUCCAAACACGGCGAGUUGAGUUGAUGCCAAAGAGCUCGAUUUUGGUCUCAUCUGACCACAAAACUUUCACCCAGUUCUCCUCUGAAUCAUUCAGAUGUUCAUUGGCAAACUUCAGACGGGCCUGUAUAUGUGCUUUCUUGAGCAGGGGGACCUUGCGGGCGCUGCAGGAUUUCAGUCCUUCACGGCGUAGUGUGUUACCAAUUGUUUUCUUGGUGACUAUGGUCCCAGCUGCCUUGAGAUCACUGACAAGAUCCUCCCGUGUAGUUCUGGGCUGAGAGAGAUUGACAGUUAUUUUGUGUUUCUUCCAUUUGCGAAUAAUCGCACCAACUGUUGUCACCUUCUCACCAAGCUCUUGUAGCCCAUUCCAGCCUUGUGUAGGUCUACAAUCUUGUCCCUGACAUCCUUGGAGAGCUCUUUGGUCUUGGCCAUGGUGGAGAGUUUGGAAUCUGAUUGAUUGAUUGCUUCUGUGGACAGGUGUCUUUUAUACAGGUAACAAGCUGAGAUUAGGAGCACUCCCUUUAAGAGUGUGCUCCUAAUCUCAGCUUGUUACCUGUAUAAAAGACACCUGGGAGCCAGACAUCUUUCUGAUUGAGAGGGGGUCAAAUACUUAUUUCCCUUAUUAAAAUGCAAAUCAAUUUACAACAUUUUUUACAUGCGUUUUUCUGGAUUUUGUUGUUGUUAUUCUGUCUCUCACUGUUCAAAUAAACCUACCAUUAAAAUUAUAGACUGAUCAUUUCUUUGUCAGUGGGCAAACGUACAAAAUCAGCAGGGGAUCAAAUACUUUUUUCCCUCACUGUACCUCUUUCAGGUAAUAAAUUCAAUGCAGUUUUAGCCUUAUAUUUAGCCUAUUAAGGAUGGAUUAUGCAUAAUAAGCUUCUAAUUUAUAGCCUCUGUCUCUUGCGCAAUACGCAAGCACCUGUGCUCCGCUGGCCCCUCUCCUUAAAAAAACGCUCCUUAGCUCUUGGAUUCCCAUGCAGGAAAAGCUAGAGUAGAAUAGCUUGCUGGACAUAAUGUUUUUUAGCAUUUCUUAAACCAAUAGACUAUUUGAAGAGGGACGCAAGCUCUUGUUAGCUGAAUGUUAAAUACAGCAUCCAGUAGAACUCAUGGGUAGUUUGAAAGAACGAACGCGCGAUGGCGGUAGGCUAUAGCAGUUAUUUAUUUAGACCCAUAACCAUUCAAUCUUCGUGAAGAGAAGUUGAAAGCCUUCUGCAUCUAAUUCUAGUCCUAUAUUAUUCAAGGAUAUCAUUAGAAUGAUGAAGAUAAGGACAACUAAACUUAUUUCAUUUAGCCUAACUGUUGAACGCGAGGAAGGAAUGAAGCAACAAUAGAGAGCGAAAAAGGAGGUAGGUUAAAAACAUUAGUGGAAAUAUUAUAAAAGGCAUAUAUAUGUGUCAGUCUACUAAUUAUACAAAUAGGCCGUGUUAUAUUUCAAAAUUAAAUUCAAAUUCAUUAGCCUAUACAAAUAUACUGCAUGUGCUGCACCAGAGUUGUAUGUUCUCUGCUGCUUUAUCGUGUUUUGAAUGAUGUGCAGUAUAAUACAAUACAGUAGAGUAAUACAGUUCACACUCAAAAAGGUUAGCCUACUGGAGCUAGUUUCAUUUAUUUACCCAAGAGAGCAUAUAGCUAGCUACACUGUAUAUACAAAAGUAUAUGGACACCCCUUCAAAUUAGUGGAUUUGGCUAUUUUCGCCACACUCACUGCAGACCGGUGUAUAAAAUCGAGCACACAGCCAUGCAAUCUCCAUAGACAACCAUUGGCAGUAGAAUGGUCUUACAGAAGAGCUCAGUGACUUUCAACGUGGCACCGUCAUAGGAUGCCACCUUUCCAACAAGUCAGUUUGUCAAAUUUCUGCCCUGCUAGAGCUGCCCCGGUCAACUGUAAGUGCUGUUAUUAUGAAGUGGAAACGUCUAGGAGCAACAACGGCUCAGCCGCGAAGUGGUAAGCCACACAAUCUCACAGAACCGGACCGCCAAGUGCUGAAGCUCGUAGCGCGUAAAAAUCAACUGUCCUCGGUUGCAACACUCACUACCGAGUUCCAAACUGCCUCUGGAAGCAACGUCAGCGCAAUAACUGUUCGUUGGGAACUCCAUGAAAUGGGUUUCCAUGGCCGAGCAGCAGCACAAAAGCCUAAGAUCACCAUGCGCAAUGCCAAGCGUCGACUGGAGUGGUGUUAAGCUCGCCGGCAUUGGACUCUGGAGCAGUGGAAAUGCGUUCUCUGGAGUGAUGAAUUACACUUCACCAUCUGGCAGUCCAACAGAUUAAUCUGUGUUUAGCGGAUACGAGGAGAACUCUACCUGCCCGCAUGCAUAGUACCAACUGUACAGUUUGGUGGAGGAGGAAUAAUGGUUUGGGGCUGUUUUUCAUGGUUCGGGCUAGGCCCCUUAGUUCCAGUGAUGGGACAUAUUAACGCUACAGCGUACAAUGACAUUGUAAAAGAUUCUGUGCUUCCAACUUUGUGGCAACAGUUGGGGAAGUCCCUUUCCUGUUUCAGCAUGACAAUGCCCCCGUGCACAAAACGAGGUCCAUACAGAAAUGGUUUGUUGAGAUCGGUGUGGAAGAACUUGACUGGCCUGCGCAGAGCCCUGACCUCAACCCCAUUGAACACCUUUGGGAUGAAUUAAAACGCUGACUCCAAGCCAGGCCUAAUCGUCCAACAUCAGUGCCCGACCUCACUAAUGCUCUUGUGGCUGAAUGGAAGCAAGUCCCCGCAGCAAUGUUCCAACAUCUAGCGGAAAGCCUUCCCAGAAGACUGGAGGCUGUUUAUAGCAGCAAAGGGGGGACCAACUCCAUAUUAAUGCCCGUAAUUUUGGAAUGAGAUGUUUGACCAGCAGGUGUCCACAUACCUUUGGUCAUGUAAUGUACAUCUAUGGGCUUUUAUGUUUUUCUGUCGUGCGUAAUGUGCAGUAACCUAUAUCAGAAAUAUGUUUGCUAUUGGAUAACAGCACAAUCAUUUGGGCUUUGCCUCAUUAAAUGUAUUUAAUGUAGGGCUCAUAAAAUGUAUUUAAUGUAUGGCUCAUCAGGCUCAUGUAACGUCAGACUUGACUUUUCAAUCAAAGCACUAAUCAAAUCCAGAUGUUUAUAUGCUUUUGAAUGACACUUCCGGUUUUGGCAGGAAAUACCGUGUUACCUGGGAGAAAAGUGAUUUAUUCUCAGGAUGGAACAUUUGUAAAAUACCGGGAAAAUAUUCAACCCUAGUCAGUGCCCUGGCGUGUACAGUAUAUAAUCUGUGUAUGAUAAGGUUUCAUACGGUCUGCGUCCCAAAAUGCACCCUAUUUCCUAUAUAGUGUGCAUUACUUUUGAUCAUGGCCCGUUGGGCUGUUGUCAAAAGUAGUGCACUACGUAGAGAAUAGUGGAUGUGAUGCAUAUUUGGGAUGCAACCUGAGUGAUCUCCUCUCUCUCUCUCUCUCUCUCUCUCUGUUUGUCAGAACUAAGAAAUUGAUAAUGGAUGUGAUCAGGAUCCAGCCAGGAGACACUCUCCCAGAGACCCUGGAGACCCCGGCCUCUGCCCUCCAGGUGACGGCAUCAUCAUGACCCCCACAUCACCCCUACACCAGCCCAGCACCCCACACCUCAGAUACUUCUCUAUUAAAGUGGUUUGAUUUCCAUGCUAUACCCUUUGUGCCAUGCAGGAGUGGGAAAAGAGCAGUCAUGCUAACUUUUCUGUCUUUCUUUGUGUGUCUGUCUCUCUUCCAACUUGUACUAUUCUGUGAUCCAGGAGCGUGAGCAUGCCAAGGUGGUGGAGCUGCGUGCGUUGCAGGACGCCCAGGCCCCAGAAGGGCUGAAGAGCAGCCAGGCAGUGCUGGAGGACAGACAGCUGCCUCUAGAGCAGAAGAAGAGGAAGAUCGUCCGCAAUCUCCGAACCCUGGAGCAGGCUGGCCUCGUCACCGCUAGCAACAAGUACCAGGACCUCAUCAACGACAUCUCCAAGGUACACGAACACGCGCAAACACACACACACGCACACUGAUGGCCUUCAGAGUUUGUUGCAGAAAACCAAUCUAACCAAUCACGUCCCUUCUGUGUGUGAUUGACAGGACAUUCGUUACCAGAGGCGUUACAGACAGAGGAGGAAGGCGGAGCUAGUGAAGCUCCAGCAGACACUGAGUGCGCUCAACUCAAAGACAGCCUUCUAUCAGGACCAGACCAACUACUAUGACACCUACAUCAAGACCUGCCUCGACAACCUCAACAGGAAGUGAGUGUCCGCUACAAAACGGACCCCUCGGCACUAACCAUAAAUCUUAGUUAAUCUGGCCUAGCAAGUCAACAAGGAUCUAGGGUUACAGAGGAGGGAUUGGUUUGGAAUUGGGCCAUAUGGGCUAGUUUUGAAUUACAUUGUCAUUACUCUUGUCAUUGAAGUAUGAUCAGAGCCCAUGGUCCCAUUCAAAACUUGAAGUGUGUGGGUGUUUGAGUGACUUCCAUGCAUGUGUGUGACCUAUCUGGUGUGUGUCCACAGGAAUGCGCGGCGGUCCAUAAAGCUGGACAGGAAGGUGGAGGAGAAGGGCAGUAAGAAGUGGAAGCAUCAGUCUCUGAAGUACACGGCGGCCCGGCUGCAUGAGAAGGGAGUGAUCCUGGAGAUAGAGGGGCUGCAAACCAACCAGUGAGUGGAGCAGAGCGGACAGCUGGUCCUAGUUAGCUUCCCAACACUGGAUUCGUGUUCAUUUGUACAAACCGUUUCAAACCAUAGCAAAAUGUUUUCCAAUUGAAAACGCUUUGCAACGGAAAAUGUUUUACAACGAACAGCCAGGGUUUUGUGAUUAAGGUAGUGUGGUUGACCUAAUGUGAACAUGGUAUUGAAUCCUGAAGUGAGUUGGUACUAUACCAGGUCUCGGGUUUUGUGGUAGAAGUAGGUUAUCCAUGUUUGACAAGGGGCCCUGCUCCAAUACUUUCAGAAAUGCAUUAGUCUGUCGUAGCUUUUACAAAUCAGAUCAGUGAUUACUCCAAAGGAAGGGAGGACGAAAGGAUGCAUUGGUAAAGUAUUGGGACGCUCCCGUCCUUCCUGUUUUGGCCAUGCUGUUCCAGCUAGAGUGGCGCUGAGGAGAGCCAAAGACAGCUCCUGUGGCUCCUCACUGCACUCUGUGGGAGUUCCAGGCCAGGUCAGAGAGGAAACAGAGAGCUAGUAUCUAGAAAACAGAGCUACGUCCUCUUUAGAGCCAUUUAAACACACUGCACUUUGGCCCAAUAUCAUCAAUGCAUUUCAGAAAAUAAACAAGGAGGAAAAUAAGUACACAAAAAAAAGGAUAUCGAAUCAUUCUAUUUCUGGUCAUACUAUUUCUCACACUCAACAUUGAAAUGUUAUGCCAAAACAAGUCUGUCUGACGUUGUGACCUGCGGACAAUAACAGGACUAGAGAUGGUUAUUAUAAAGUCUGUCUGUAUCCUGUCUUUUCAUUUCACUCAUUAUUUCAAUCCCAUGUUUUUGUAUUUUCUCUCAGGUUCAAAAAUGUAAUGUUUGACAUCUCGCCCAGUGAGGAAGUUGGAGACUUUGAGGUGAAGGCCAAGUUUAUGGGAGUUGAGAUGGAAAAGGUCCAACUCCAUUUCCAGGUAAUGCUUUUCCCCGGAAUUACGACGACGCAUGGUUGUCACUGACUGUCUGUUGUCCCUGUCUGCCUUUCUCUGUCCCUGUCUGUCUUUCUCUGUCCCUGUCUUUCUCUGUCCCAGUCUGACUAUCUCUGUAUGUCUAUGUCCCUGUCUAUCUCUGUCCCUGUCUGUCUGUCUUUCUCUGUCCCAGUCUGACUGUCUAUCCCGGUCUGACUGUCUAUCCCGGUCUGACUGUCUAUCUCGGUCUGACUGUCUGUCUAUCUCUGUCCCUGUCUGACUGUCUGUCUAUCUCUGUCCCUGUCUGACUGUCUGUCUGUCUGUCUCUGUCCCUGUCUGACUGUCUGUCUGUCUCUGUCCCUGUCUAUCUGUCUCUGUCCCAGUCUGACUGUCUAUCUCUGUCCCGGUCUGACUGUCUAUCCCGGUCUGACUGUCUAUCCCGGUCUGACUGUCUGUCUGUCCCUGUCUGACUGUCUGUCUAUCUCUGUCCCUGUCUGACUGUCUGUCUGUCUCUGUCCCUGUCUGACUGUCUGUCUGUCUCUGUCCCUGUCUGACUGUCUGUCUGUCUCUGUCCCUGUCUGACUGUCUAUCUGUCUCUGUCCCUGUCUGACUGUCUAUCUGUCUCUGUCCCUGUCUGACUGUCCAUCUCUGUCCCAGUCUGACUGUCUAUCUCUGUCCCAGUCUGACUGUCUAUCUCUGUCCCGGUCUGACUGUCUAUCUCUGUCCCGGUCUGACUGUCUAUCUCGGUCUGACUGUCUAUCUCUGUCCCGGUCUGUCUGUCUCUGUCCCGGUCUGACUGUCUAUCUCUGUCCCGGUUUGACUGUCUGUCCCGGUCUGACUGUCUGUCUGUCCCUGUCUGACUGUCUUUCUCUGUCCCUGUCUGUCUGUCUCUGUCCCGGUCUGUCUGUCUCUGUCCCGGUCUGUCUGUGUCUGUCCCCGUCUGACUGUCUAUCUCGGUCUGACUGUCUAUCCUGACUGUCUAUCUGUCCCUGUCUGUCUGUCUCUGUCCCUGUCUGACUGUCUGUCUGUCUGUCUCUGUCCCUGUCUGACUGUCUGUCCCUGUCUGUCUGUCUCUGUCCCGGUCUGACUGUCUAUCUCUGUCCCGGUCUGACUGUCUAUCUCUGUCCCGGUCUGACUGUCUGUCCCGGUCUGACUGUCUAUCUCGGUCUGACUGUCUAUCCUGACUGUUUAUCUCGGUCUGACUGUCUAUCGGUCCCUGUCUGACUGUCUAUCUGUCCCUGUCUGACUGUCUGUCUGUCUCUGUCCCGGUCUGACUGUCUGUCUGUCUCUGUCCCUGUCUGACUGUCUCUGUCCCUGUCUGACUGUCUGUCUGUCUCUGUCCCUGUCUGACUGUCUAGCUCUGUCCCUGUCUGACUGUCUAUCUCUGUCCCUGUCUGACUGUCUAUCUCGGUCUGACUGUCUAUCUCGGUCUGACUGUCUAUCUGUCCCGGUCUGACUGUAUCUCUGUCCCUGUCUGACUGUAUCUCUGUCCCUGUCUGACUGCCUAUCUCUGUCCCUGUCUGACUGCCUAUCUCUGUCCCUGUCUGACUGCCUAUCUCUGUCCCUGUCUGACUGUAUCUCUGUCCCUGUCUGACUGUAUCUCUGUCCCUGUCUGACUGCCUAUCUCUGUCCCUGUCUGACUGCCUAUCUCUGUCCCGGUCUGACUGCCCAUCUCUGUCCCGGUCUGACUGCCCAUCUCUGUCCCGGUCUGACUGCCCAUCUCUGUCCCGGUCUGACUGCCCAUCUCUGUCCCUGUCUGACUGCCUAUCUCUGUCCCUGUCUGACUGCCUAUCUCUGUCCCGGUCUGACUGUCUAUCUGUCCCGGUCUGACUGUAUCUCUGUCCCUGUCUGACUGCCUAUCUCUGUCCCUGUCUGACUGUCUAUCUCUGCCCCUGUCUGACUGUCUAUCUCUGUCCCUGUCUAUCUCUGUCCCUGUCUGACUGUCUAUCUCUGCCCCAGUCUGACUGCCUAUCUCUGUCCCUGUCUAUCUCUGUCCCUGUCUAUCUCUGUCCCUGUCUGACUGUCUAUCUCUGUACCUGUCUGAAUGUCCAUCUUCUGUGUCCCUGUCUAAAACAUUGAUAGUUGACUGUCUGUUGUCUGUGUCCCUGUCUAGGACCUGCUCCAACUUCAGUACGACGGAGUGGCGGUGAUGAAGAUGUUUGACAAGGCCAAAGUCAACGUCAACCUGCUCAUCUUCCUCCUCAACAAGAAGUUCUAUGGAAAA